Porites evermanni is the source of this 47541-nucleotide messenger RNA. Lineage: Eukaryota; Metazoa; Cnidaria; Anthozoa; Scleractinia; Poritidae. The record is from the annotation of a GenBank genome assembly.
CGCCCGUUAUCAAUAUGGCGAAUGAAAUAUAUUGGAUGCCACUUUCAAAAUAAACAGUGGCUGGUAUUGUAACAGUCGAAUAUACCACCGAUGCUUGGCGGCUUUUCAAGUUCACAAUUCGAUCAGUCCCGUAACUCGAUAUGCGAAAGCUGUCAAGAAAGUCAAGAGGUUUGCUUAACGACAGAACGUUUAUGUAAUCUGAAAACUCUGUGGGGACGAUUCAGACUUCGGCGGGAGAAACGAGUUUCUGUCGGGCAAAUCACAACCCUGGUACUCGAAAAAGGUAAUUUUUCAUGCCCAAUCAAUGCAUUUUGUUAUUUCAUUGAGCUAUAUUUACUCCAUUCGAUUUAUUUUAUUCGUUUUUGGUUCUAGAACGCUCGUUCCUUUUGAACAAUUUUACAAGGAACGUUUGUAAACAAUUGUAAGCCAUUUCAACCCUUUGUGCUUAUAUUACAGAAGUAAACUUAAGCGUAAUAUAAAUUUAACAGCCGUUCCCUGAAGCGAAGAAACCAUUUCAAUAUCAGAAGACAGAAACAAAACAAAAAACCUAAGCAAGUGUACGCGAAGGCAUGUGUAAUAUAUUUUUAGCCACGCUCUAGACUGAACUAUCUUGUCCCCUUAAUUCACUCCGAGAUGUUUUCAAAAGGAUAAACCGAGGAUUACGAUUCCAAAAGACUUUAGGAUUAUAUCUUCUUAUCACGGUGGACUUUAUGAAUUUAACUCUAAAUUGGCUUUAAAAUAUAAUGAUUUAAAGUUCUAAUUCAGUUUGUCCAGGUCCUCAAAGUAAGCAUUUAGCUCAACAUCAAAACUACUAAAGUUUGUGCGGUAGCCUACGUUUGUGCAUGUAUUAUUGAAGCCGUGUCCUAUUAAGUUCUGUAAUUACAUUAAGCUUCUUAUUUUUUGCAGCACACCCCGAUUAGUUCAAGUGAAGCUUUUCCAUUUUAUUUUCAAAGAUUUAUUAGUUAGGUUAGCAUUUGUUUCUUGCACGUGAUGAUGAACAGACUCUUGAAUGUAAUCGAGCGCAAGAUGUCGUGACCUUCGUCUUUAUUUUGCUUUUCCAUAUAGUCAACAUGACAAAGGACUGUUCUAUUUUUUCAGUAAACGUCUUGACAACUUAACCUUUAGUUUGAAAAGUUGCAUUAUUGACGGUCUCAAAAGUAUUCAUGAGUAGUCACUUCCAAAAACUCAGGGUCAUCCCCGGUGAAAUGUAAUUUAUUCGUUCUCCUUGUUUUAUGGACUAUGGGUUAGGUUUGGUGUUUUCUUUGUUUUUCGUCAGCUGUAAGUAAUAAAUCAUAUUACACAGAGAUGAGCCAAAAGUCGUGCUAUUAUGUAUUAUAUUCUAGCUAUUUUUAUGCAACAGUUUUUUUAAUGAAGAAAGCAUUUUUACUGAUUAUGUGGAACAAUAAGACUUAUCGAAUGAAGCUGAGGAUGAUAUGAAGAAUUAUGCAGGUCAAGGAGGGUAUUAUCAUCCAAGGUGAAAAAAACCUCCAAGAUCUGCAUUUAAACUCUUUAUAACAUAUAAAAGCCAAUUCAAUAGUUCAUUGUUUUAUUAUUGAUUCAAAAUAUUUCCAAAUCCUAAUGUCCUCACCUCCCCACUUACUUCUUCGAAGCAUUUUUCUGGUACUCAAUUCCCUCACUAUCACUUUUAUCUUAAUGACUAAAAAGGGCUAGACCUAUAAUCUACUGUGAAAGCUCAGGAUUGAGAUGACUUCAUAUUUUAAAAGCAGACACCUUGUAUCAAGUGAACAUAAGUAUAAGUGAAAUGUUUUCCCUUAUUUUCUGUAAAACAGAGGGGAUAGAGGGACGAUCCAGGAUUUUUCUUAUGAGGGGGUUCACCACUAAUGAAUGGCGUAACUAACUGGUGACACUACGUGCCCAAAAAACAUUUUUAUGGUUUUUAACAUAAAUUCUUCAGCCUUGUCUCAUAUGAUCAUGUUUUAUUUCAACACCAAUGAACCACGUACCGUAGUUUGUUGCAAGUUGUAUUAGAACGCCGCAGGUCAUCUCAGGGGGGGGGGGGGGGGAAAGUCCCCCCGUAAACCCCCCCCCAGCCCAAAACCCCUUUAAAAUAUACUUGUUUUUGGUGUCAAAAAAGUUUUUUUUUUCUUUAGUUUUUAAAAAAUUUUUACCCUGAAAAAAAGGCCAAAAUUUUUUAAAAAUUUUUUUUGUUUUUUUUAAAUAAAUUGUUCGCGUUUUUUCUCAUUGUCUUUUUUUUUUUUAACCACCAAGGACCCCCCUCCCUUUUUUUUUGGCGAGUUUUAUUAAACCGCCGUGGGUCAUCUCGGGGGGGGGGGGGGGAUAAGUACCUCCUGUAACCUCCCCCCAGACCCAACUACCAUUAAAAUAUACCUGUUUUUGGUAGCUAAAAAGUGUAUUUUGCUUAUAGUCAUUAAAAAUAUUGUAGCCUGAGAAAACAGCCAACAUUUUUCAACACCAACACUGGGUCAUGUGAGAAAUUUUCUUCAGCUAAUGAGAAGCUCUUACAUGUAAUCCAGAUCUGUGUAGUGACACGUCAUCGGUGUGGAAUUGUUGUGAUCAUUCCUCAGACAUCAUUUGACCAGGAAACCAGUGGUGGCAUCACGAAAUGUCAGCUGUUUUUCUCAGACUUAAAAUGUAUUGGUCUUUAUUAUCUCCGCAGCUUCUUACAGGCUCUGUAAAAAUGCAGUGGGAGACUGCAAGAAGUGAAUCAUUCACAAGACGAGAAGUGCGUCAAGUUCGUACGAUAAGUGAAGAAAUGCGUCACACAAGGACUGAGCGGCAUUACUCAGAUAGCUCUAAUGAUCCGGGCGCAUAUGUCAAUGGGUCAAUCACAAAUGGCACAGACUCAACACAAGAGAGAUCUUAUAGUAAACGAACAAUUUAUAUGGUAAAUGGAGACUCGGGUUCUGAUAACAUGGAUGACAGAUUUCCAUAUAAAAAGCGGGAUUCUGAUUCUGGUGAAACAGGUUCCUUGCAACGUACAUACAGCACUGGCAGUACAGGAAGAAGAUCAAGUGGUGCGUCAGUUAGUUCAACAGGCAGUGGAACAAAGAUUUCCAGUUUAACAAUGCCAAUACGAUCCUCAUCCUUUUCAACUGGAAGUAAAGUUUCUAACAGAGGUGAAAGUCCAGGUAAAUAAGGCCCCUUACAAACAGUUGUUGUAGAGUCAAGCCCAUGGAUUAUAUUGAUAGCCCGUUGAAGAAGAGCCAGAUUCUCUCAAUUUUGCCACUCCCAGUGUUAUAUUUGCCACCUACCAAUACUGAGGUUUAUUAAGAUUUAAACUCAACAAAGAUGUCUGUUGGGGGUGGUGCUGGAGAGACUGGUGGAGCUAAGAACUGCACUUGACUGCAAUAAUGCAUAACUGUGACAAAAUUUCAUUUAGCCCAUUAAUUAACAACCAGACAAGAUAAGCCUUUUUUCAUGUUUUAAAAACCUGUUCAAAGAGUACAAGCUUUAUUGUUUUGCAGUUCUGGCAAGUAGUUCUUCCACAACAGCGUCUGCUCCACCAAAACCAUCAACUCUUCCUCGCACAUCAUCAUUAGUGAGGCAACGGGCACCAUCAGAUGGACCAAGAUCAGACAUCCCUGAUGGGAAUGGUAUGCACAUUAAUAACAAUGACAAGUUAUAAAUAGUAAUACUUUAUUUUUUCUAUUAACAUAGUGCUAUUUACAAGUAUAGAUCAAUUUGGCACAUUAUAGACUCAUACGUCAUACAUGUCUAACUACAGGGUGCGCCAAAACCUAUGUCCGAUUGUCCGAGACAGGUAGAAAUACAGUUCGGACAAGUAAACCUUUGACAUAACUUGUCUGUGGGACAAGCACAUUUUUAAUUAGAAAAAAUGCAGAAACAGAUGAAAGUUGACUUCAAAUUACAGUAGAAUUAAAAUUUAUCUUAUAGUCAUAAAAGCGAACCUCAUGCUUGUCAAAAGAAGGUUAAAUAUUCCUUUAAAACUUCUCCAUUCCACAGCCAUUUCAAUCAUUUCUUUUUUGACGAGCUCCAUUUGGCUUAGAAACCUGGUCUUAGUAACCAGGCCUGUUAACUUACCUGCAAAAAGGCUGAUUAUGUAAUAAUAAGCAGUAAAAUAUAUGCCCGAUUGUUUUUGAGUUUUGAGCAAAACUUUUUGGACAAGAACCCUUGGGUUUCGGACAACCAAAUUUAAUAUAGUGCUUGUCUGAAGGACAAGUGGAUAAGAAAAUUUUUGGCGCACCCUGUUAACUAUUGACCUUAGAAUCACAAUCUAGCCCACAACACGGAUGUACUCCCCACCAUUGCUUCUUUGUGCUGACAGUAAUUCUUAGGUAGUGAAACUUACAGAGAAGGAAUACAUCUGUGUGUUUUGAAGUUAAUGUUACCCUAAUGAUACUCUUAAUCUCCAAGCAUUGUGUUGUUAAUACAAUGAACACAAACAUCUGUACCUUUUUGAAAAUUUUCUUCAUUGCUAUUUUUUGUCAACUUGUGGUAAGGGGCACCGAUGUUGUAAAUACUUUUCCUGACGUUGAUUGAAGUGAGGGUUUUGGAUUUUGGAAAAGACCUAUUGAAUAAAUUGUAGUGUAAAUUAAUGUUCUUGAUACAUGUACUCAGAUCAGUAAUUAAGAUUCUUGUCAUCUAUAUUUAUUAUGCUUUUUCAGUGACAUACAACAUUAAAAUGAAACUUGGUGAGGUGAAGGGAAAAGGAACAGAUGGAAAUGUCUACAUUCAAUUGUUUGGAUCUAAAGGAAACACUGCAAAAAUACAAUUAAGACAAGCAGGAGAUAAUAAAAAUUUGUUUGAAAGCAGUCAAGAAUACAAGUUUAUGGUGGCCACGAGUGAUGUUGGAAAGGUAUUUUCGGAAUUAUUACAGGACUGUAUACUAUAAUGUUCACUACAGUUGAUAAAAAAUAUAUUAUACAUGCUCUUACAAAGACAAAGAUAUAAGCCUGGUGAUUUAGGUUGGGCUUCCUCACCAUUAGCUUUUUAAUUCUUAGAACGUCUUGUUUUGUAUAUGGUUAUGGUGGCAAACCAAUAGACUGAAAUUGCAAUACAUCUGAUAAAAUAAUUUUUUCAUUAAAAUUUAAAUCAAGGUGGAGAGAAUCAAGCUCAGCCAUGACCACAUGGAGUAUGGGACAGGAUUUCAUGUAAAAGAAGUUGAAAUUGAUGUUCCAUCAAAUGGCAGCCAUUACAUAUUUCCUUGCAACUGCUGGCUAGCUCAGGAUGUGUCUUCUGAAAUGACAGUGAAAGAUUUAAAUGCAUCAACGUCUAAGCCAAGUAAGAUCAUUUUUCUGAUUAUUUUUCUGGUGUGUAAAAAUAGGAGGAAGGAAAAGUCUGUCUUUGAUUUAGUGGGCAAGUUGUGUGAGUUAUAGCUUAUUUUCUUUUCUGUCAUUUCCAAACCAUAAUUUUGUUCUCUCUAAGCUGUAGAAUUUAUUUGUAUAUAACUAUAUAUUUUUAAAUCAGUGGAAUUAUUUCAAGUUUUGCCAGUGUUUCUGCAUCACUUAUUCCAGAUUGCUUUAGCCUGUAAGUAGAAAUCAACCUUUAAAAAAAUUCUCAAAAUUUCAAUUUUCAUCUUACAUUUUUAAAAUUAACUUUUAUUUUAGACAAGGGGUACACUGUUUCUGUUCAUCUGGGCAAGGUCCUGGAUCCACACAUCAAGCUAUAUCUUCAACUGUGUGGAGAAAAUGAAGAAAGCACCAAGAUAGUUCUCCGCCCCACUGGUACCGGCACAGAUUCAUUUCAAGAGGGAAAGACAUACAAAUUUUCUGUAGAGAUGCCAGACAUAGGAAAGGUAAUCUUAAGUGAGUCCCUGUUAGGAUAUAAUUCCAACAAGUGACAUGGCCUUGAAAUAGCAGAAUGAGAUCAAUGAAUUGGCAACAAAUGACUGAAGUAUGCUGUUGAAACUGUGACAGCUACGAAGACAAAAACAAAUAAAAUAGCAAAAUACUGACAGAAGCUACUUCCUCCCAUUGUCAAUACAAAAAACAACAAGUUUUCACAAAUAGCGUUGCAGCAGAUAUAAUGAAUUAACAAAAACUUAUAUGGUUCAGGUUGGUAAAACUUUAAUAAUUAUGGCAAUGCUGUACAGCUGUACAAUUUUUCUAAAUUAUGAUGCCAAGAAUUAUGGUUGUGGCCAUUUAUUUAUAUGCCCAUUAUCUAGUUAAAAGUCAGAGUUUUAAGGAUAAAAUUAAUUUUUUGUGACUGUCAGGUGGAAAGAAUUCGAGUUGGUCAUGAUAGCCAUGGAAAAGGCAAAGGAAUUUUCCUGGAUGAGAUUGAAGUUAUCCCAGAUGAUGAGGAGCCUAUGUUUUUCCCAUGCUCUUGUUGGUUGGCUAAAGACUUCAGUGAUGGAAAAAUUGAAAGAGAAAUUUAUCCUAGCACAGGAUCCCCACACUCAUCAGGUAACUAUUUUAGUUAAAGCUGCACUCAAUACAGUCAAACCCCUGAUUUCGGACACCUGCUCUACACAGUCACCCCAUUAUUAGGGACAGUUUGUCUUGUCUCUAAGGAAUAAAAACCCUUACAUUUUCUCUAAAUUUACCCCGAUCACUAAAAACAAGGAGGUCUUUGAAAUCCUUUAAGGCUGAAUUAUGCCAAAAAGUUUUAAAUUCUCAGAAGUCAAAGGGAUCAUUGACCUAAAUUAAUGACAAUAGAUGGAUAUUGGAUGGUCUUCAUUUUUAAUAGUUUUUAUUUUUAUUUUUAUCGAAUUCUAGGAAUUUUUUAUUGUAAAUAAUAAUUUAUUGCUAAAGUAGUUUUUAUAAAUUGCAUUUUUAUAUUUUUAGAGGGCCACAAGUUGAUCAGUAAUGUUUAGUUACUGUUACGUGUCACCCUCAUAAAAUAGAGCGGUUUUCAUUUGAGUGUCGAAAAGUAAUUGGUUUUGCACUUUCUACACGAUGCGAUUGGCUUAAAAGAUUCGCGCCACCUUUUCAUCCAAUCAGAAGUAAAACCAAAGCCAAUUGUGACUUUUGCGUCAGCCACAUGUAAUUACUUCGAGUUUUGAUUGGUUCAAUGUAUUGUCUGUGUCCUAUGUGAUUGGCCAGAGUAAUUACUUUGGUUUUGGUUUUACGACACUCAAACGAAAACCACUCUAAAGUCUCUUACUUACUUACUUACUUACUUACCCCACUUAAUCCAGGCUCCAGUUGAUAUAGACACUAUCUAUGGCCCUCUCAGUUUCUGUAUUAACAUGGUUUGAAUGUAAAUGAAGGAUACUUGCACAGGAUCCACACAUACCGGUACUUCAUGUACUUGAUUCUACAUAUAAGUGGAGCCUUGCCCCCCCUUGCAGAACUUGAAACCACUUAAACCCAAAUCUUUAGCUCCAGUGUCUGGCUUCAAGGCUGUCCAGGAGUUCAGAGCUCUGAACCUGUGAAAUUCAGGGUUCCCAGCAUAGGAUUUCUAUGAGAAAGCUAAGGGGCGCUUUCCAUUCAACACAAAUUCCAGUUUGGAAUUUUGGAAAUUUCGUGUGCUAAAUGAAAUGGUACAUUUAGGUUGCACAGACUAGACCCAAGCCACUGUGCAUUUGGUUAUUGUUCUUCCCACGAUUCAAAAGAGCGGUAGUGGGGAUGACAAUUUUGUCAAAUGGAAAGGGACAUUAAUGACCAGACCGGUCAAAGAGGACCACCCUCAAAGCUGGUCCAGAAGAUUCUGGUCAGACCAAACCGAAAUGGUCUUAGAUCCCUGGUUAGUGAAGUUAGGCAAGUAAUGUAAUGUUAGCCGUUGUUUGCUAAUUGUUUUCUGCAAAUUUAUUUUCUCAUGUAGACUCAGAUAUUACCCACACUGUGUCGUUAAGUCUUGGUGAAGUGUUAAACCCCGAAGCAACACUAUACAUCUAUCUGAUUGGACGUAAAGGAGAGACAAGCAAGGUGUUCCUGAGACCUGAGGAACCACUGGAAAGAGAGAAAACAUUUAAGUUCACAUUGGCUCUGACUGUUGACAUAGGAAGGGUGAGAUAAGCACAAUUCAUCAUAUGUGUACAAUGUCAAGGAAAUUAACUGUAAAUCUUAAGGUUGUUCAGAGGCCUAUUCCACUGCCAUUGUUAGCUCAAUAUAGAGCAGAAGUGUGAUGUCAUGUUACUAUGGUAGCAAAAUUUCUGGAUCACAACAAUAGGGAGUUUUUGCAACAGUGACGGCAAACAGUAAAAAACCAAUAGGUUUAGAUUGGCAAAAGAAAAACUUUGCACGUGCAUCACGCUUUUUUGUACAUUUCUUAGCUUUUGUUGCACGACCACGACAUGAAACUUCCUAAUUUCAUGCUACCUCUUUAUGGAGUAGGUGAGCCCAACGCAAAAAUUUUGUUUUUCCUUUUUCUAAACUUACAUACUUUCCUUUCGGAUUUAACCCAGAAAAUUUUGCCAAUAUGUGACAAGGAUAUUAAAUAAGAUCGAUGAAGUUUGAAACAUUGCAAAUACACUUUUUAAGUGACGUUUUGGUUUGUUGUCAUUCAAAACUUUUGCUACCAUGGCAACAUGACGUAACGACUUCUCUCUAUUGGGUACCAGACUGUAGAGGGGUAGGUAGGAUUCAAUUCCUGACCAGACCAACACUCAUGGUCUUAAAAUUACUGAGGAGAAAUAGUUGCCUUUGCUUUGACACCUCCAAAUGGUUAGAUGGCGUUCUAGUUUUCUUAGAUUAGGAUGAAAAAACUGUAAGCGUCACCUCGCAACACUUUCACCAACCGGUAAUCUGAAUCUGUGGGAUGUAACAGAGCUAUUAAAGCGGUAACAAAUCUCUGACGUUGACCACCCCUACUAAAAUUUAAAAUUUUUUAUGUUAUGUUCUUUUUCUGGUAGAUCGAAAAAAUCCGUCUGGGACAGGACAGCCGGGGUUAUGGAAAAGGCUUGUUUGUGGACAAUGUCAGAAUAGCUCCAACAGAUAGUGACCCCAUAAAUUUCCCAUGUGCCUGUUGGCUAGCAGAGGACGUCUGGGACAGCAAGACAGAGAGAGAAUUACUGCCUGGAAAAGCUGUCAAAAGACCGGAAAGUAUGUGUUUUGGACAAACAUGUACCUGUUUCAUUUCAUGGCACUGCCUUGCUGAAUCGCGAAAUUUGUGCAGCUUUCUGCAGUACGUUUGGGGCCACGGUCCUUGUACCGCUUCAGUAGUACUGUGCCAAACGUUUUAAUGCUAAAAAAUGGAAUUCAAAAACGAAGCACAACUUGUGCCGCUCAAAGACAUCUUCCUAGGCAUAUCAAAAUGAGAGCGAUUUCGGUAAUCAGACCUGAGAUAACGGCAAAAAAAAGUUUAAAAUUAUGGUAAACUCCAACGAAAAUCGUGUCUCACUAUCCACUGGUACUUCUAUUUAAAAGUCCUUCGUUCUUCAGCGUUUUUCGAAAACCUUAAGCCUAGUGCAGGAGCAGGUGAAUAAAAUAUACGUUGAGCACAUAGAAUUGUUGUACCAACAAAGAACAUUGUUGCAGUGAACUCGAAUAUAUGGCAGUAAUCAAACUACCUGCGAAUCCAGCGCCUACCAUGUACAAUUCUUAUCUAAGACGCAUUUUGUGUUGUGGGACAAAAGUUGUGCCUUAGCAGGAUUUAUGUGAUUUCAAGGAAGUAAAAUUUUUUGCAACUUUGAGAAUUAAUAUCUGAAUACAGGGAUAUAUGUUUAUGAUUGGCAUUGUAACAGUUCAAAAAGUAUUGUUAUAUAAUAAUUUUUCAACAUUGUAUAAAACGGCCUCUUAAGCUGUACAAGGUUUAGCUUUCACUGUGUUUUUGUGGAAGGUGCUGUUGUUGUCACUAGUGAAAAGUAUUUUUCCUCGUAUUGUUGUAACACCGAUACCAUGAAUAAAUCUAAUCUCUAACCUUAUUUUUUUGCAGAUGUUGCGUAUAGCUUAACAUUCAAAACUGGAGAUAUGCCGUACGCUGGAACUGAUGCUAAUGUUACGCUACAGUUGUUUGGAGACAAAGGUCAAACUGAAAAGAUUAUGUUGCGGCAAGAAUCUGGCAAAACCCUGAAAAGAUUUGACCGUGGGCGUACUGAUAGAUUUACUGUACAAACUAUGGAUGUGGGCAAAGUGAGUGAAUCAGUAAACAUGUAUAUCCCUUUUGUCAGAGUAUGUGGAGAUCCAAUCAAAAACAGGUUUAUUGAAUAGUCAAGGUGAUUAGUUUGUUUAAAAGGCCAAUUAUUUAACAAGUUAAACAAAAUUAACUUGUAGAAAAUGUGCAAAUAGAGAUAAGAACAUAUUUUACUGACAUGUAUUUGCAUGUACCCAUAAUUUCAAGGUAUUAUCCCUGAUAAUGAUAACGUGAAGUAAUUGAUGAAAAUGAAGAUCUACGUAGUAUUGCAUUUCUACCAGAACACAGCAAGUUUGUAUAUCAGUUCAAGUAAUGAAUAACUGAAUUUGAAAAAAUGUGUGUGGUCAUAACGUUAAUUAAAUAUUUUGAACGUGGUCGUGAUUAUCUCACCGGUACAACAACAAAACUCUAUUAUUAUAGCCAUUCCAGCAAAAAAACAACAAGAACAACAAAGAAAUUUUCGUGUCGUGAAAUAAACAAUGAAAAGGUUAUUUUCUUUCAAAAAUAAUUGACCUAUGGGGGAUAAGAAAGACAAGGAAGCCCAAUUACCUUGAAUCAUUUACAAUAAUUAUAGUAGGCACGGACGACUCGCAUACCUCUUUACUCUCCAACUGCUGACCAGAGAAUUUGACCUGGGAUACUCACUCUACGUAUACAUUUAUAUAUAAUAUUUUUGCCUUUACUAAAGUGCAACCAUACUCGGGUCCUGCACCGUAUACACCGAGUGUACCCGCCUGUUUCUGUGAUAAGCCAAACGUAUCUUAAGUCAACACCUUUGUUAUUAUUGAUCCUGUUAGGUCGAGAGAAUUCGUCUGAGCCAUGACAACAGUGGUCCAAAUCCCGAGUGGUAUCUAGAGUCCUUAAAAAUAGAGAUCCCUUCCCGCGAUGAGAAGUAUUUUUUCCCGUGUAACCGCUGGCUUACUGGGGAUGAAGAGAGGCGAGUGGAAGUGGAAGUUUAUCCUGGUAAGACAGUAUAUUCUACUGCCUAAAAUGGACGGACAAUAUUAAGACCUAGUAUUCACGAGAAAUGAUAUUAUAUGAAGAAGUCCGAAAAUUAUAGAAAACGAUGACAUGGAAGUCUACCUAUAAACUGUAAAAAGAAAGAAAGGGGAAAAAAAAAAAGCCAAAAGCGCGAAACGCAAUGUUAAUUUAGCCGGCCGCAGUCUUAAACAUCCGAGAAAGGUCAAUCCAACCAUUUCCAACUCUAGUUGGCAAGAACUAAGCGGCGAACCGUUAAUAAAGUUAUGGCCGGGGUGGGGAAUUUUUGAGGUGCAAAGAUAUUUUCGUUAACAUUCUCCUCAUGUCUUCAGUUAACGUUCCCUUACAUUAAUAUUUUCUUGCACUUCGCCAGUACCCUCCCCAUAACUUUUCAAAUGGUCCAUGCCUUAGGGAUGUUCCUGUCACUAUUUAAUAACUGUGCCAUUUUACAUCCGACCGGCCCCACGACUGGAAAGUGAUGUGGCAACCGGAACACCACACCAUUUCUCAUUUUUAGAAAAAUCGUAAACCGAAUCGCUGAGGGCGCUAUGAAGACCGAUAAACCGCAGAUUUUAAAAAGGAGAACAAAUCGAAAAACCCUUCUUUAUAAAUCUGACCAGUGCGCAAUACUGAAACCCCCAAUAUUCCAGUUCAAGAAGGCCAACUGCUCCCCAAGAGACCUUUUAUGAAGCGAUUUAUUUCAUUCAUUGCCAUUUUUGCUUGGAAACUGAAGCUUCAUUGAUUUUUCUAAAUGACAUUAAACAAACACGUGAUAAUUAGUACAGCACCAAGCUAAGCUUGAUUAUGGUAAGUUUGUGUUCAAAUGUUAACUCUUGUUUGUUUUGUGACGAUUAGUUGACCAGGAUGUGGUCCAAGAAGACAAUGUCACCUUUGUAGAGCAGACUUUAGAUUCAGCUGGUAAGUGUUAGAUUUAAUCACUGCUGGCUGUGUUAGGAACACUUACACGCUGGUUAAUCCACUUUGAAAACAACAGGACAGUUUCGAAUUUAUUCAUACUUGGCUCCCUCAAGCCUGAGGUUAUGUUCACACUAUCAGCUGUCCGGUAUGGUAUGAACAGCAACGGUACAGACUGGAAGUCGUUCACACACGUCGAACAUCAUGCCGGUCGUGUUGGCCGAGAGGAUUUGGUAAACUAAAUCCCAGUCCUCACUCCUCAAUAUUUACCUCCAUCUUAGUGGAUUCCAGUCCUCGCUCCUACUUAUUCACCUCUAUGGUACAAAUACAAGUUUAAACUGCACCAAAGUGUUGCACAGAACCUCUCCGAUAUGUGACUCUCCACUUUAGAGAUCGGCGCAGCGCAGCUUCGCCCCGAUACAGAAAUCGCGCCGAAAUCACCGUUCUUAUGUGUGGACAGAAGCCCUAUAGAGUGUUUUCACUCACGUGGCCAGCAUCUAUGCAAAUUUAUUGGAACAAAAGAAAGCGUUUGCAUAAGAAAAGAGUUCAACUCCAACAGGACUGGUUUGGCACACCAACAUGGCCGCCGUUUCAUUGUUUUGGGACACCAAUAUGGCCGCGGUAACGUCAUGUGAAAACACUCUAUAUCCGGUAUGGUUUUCGUGCCGGCGAUAAAGCUAUCCGGCUCGGUAUUGUGUGAACGGGAGAGCUUAAGGGGAAUAAAACAAAAGAGAUCGCAUUGAGCUUCACGGAUUAAUCAUUCGUUUCUCUUGCUUUAUUACACUCAGCCAAGGAGCUAAGUAUGAAUUUUUUUGAUAAUUUGAAACUGACCUGUUAAGACGAUAUCUUCUUUUAAAGUUGUUGGUGUACAUUUUACCAAGCAAAUCAGCGUGACGUUUUGCUCAUAUCUUCAUUUGUUACAUUUUAGCGCCUCCAGAGCCAGAGCCUGAGCCUGAACCAGAAAUGGCUGAAUAUCAAGGUAUUCAUUAGUCGUUGUGCUAUGCAAGUGAUAUAGACCUUCCCUUACACACACACUUUGCAUACACAGACCUUGACAUAAGUAUCAAUGAACCCUAAUACUGAAGGCGGUCGUUGAACGUACAGACACAAGUGGCCUAAGUCAAAAUUCAGCGAAAUAUUUACUAGAACCAAGUGAGAGUACUACACAAGUGGUUUGAUUUAAAUAGUCACACCAUAGGAUUUCGUUCACUCUUAGAAUAAAAGGUUUAAAAUAUUUCUAAAUAAGUCCCUUUUAGAGUAAAGCUCACACGUCCGCAAAGGUGGAUGGAAAGUGCGAAAAUCUUUUUAUCUCUUUUUGCGCGCUUCUCCUCUUCCCAGAGAGCCCUCAAUAGAUCAAAACAGGUUUCUGCUGAAGAGGAAGGGCAAAAAUGAAAUAUUUACAAACACUGCCGUAUUCCUAGUUACUUCAUUGUAAACAAACCUUGCAUAGCUUCGGAACCGCCUUUUUCAAACGCACCUCGCCUGGUAUUAAAGUGUGACAUAUAAUUCUCUACUGAAGCGACCUUUUUUUUGGUUAAACACUUUGAAAGUCAUUUUCUUUGCCGAAUUUAAAGUUUGGAGCUCGUUAUUAGAGAGAACACCUAUAGCAAGAUCUAGUGCCUUUAUAUCAACAUGUUCUGUCCAUUGUUAGUGUCUUUUAGACUGGGAGAAGUACUGGAUCCAUACACCAAGCUGUAUAUGGUGAUACAUGGCGACAAGGGCGAUACUGACAAGAUUUAUCUCGCGCCAAAAGGAGGAAAACUAGAACCUGGGAAGAUGUAUACUGUUACUGUACAGACUACAGAUGUAGGAAAUGUAAGUAUUUGACCCAGGCAACCCAGGUCAGGACUGUCAUUAGUAGCCAGCUACUGCAGUAAAAUCAGCUGGCUACUCCAAGUUUGAAAAUGAUUCAAACAUAAAGAUAGGAGGAUUUGUCGAAUAAAUGAGCGACCACUUUCCUUGAGAGAAAGCCUUAAUGACAGCCCUGCUCAGGUUGUAUAUGAUAAUUGUCACCGAGUAUAGUAUUAUCCACCGCCCGAUUAGCUCGGUUGGGAGAACGCCGGUCUGCCGAGCGGGAUGACGCCGGUUCAAACCCCGGCCGGACCAACAACUGGGGUCUUUAAAUAACUGGUAAGAUCAUGCUGGAUUGUCUGUUAGGAUUAUAACGGCAUUGGGUGGUGAGGUUAAGCCAUUGGCCUCGUUUCCUUCACUCUUCUUUCAUUGGCAAAAUCGAAGGGGAUGUAAAAGAACCCACACUACUCUUCGAAAAGAGUAGAGGAAGUUUCCCCUAUGGUGUGCUUGACCUUGCACACAUCAUUCAUAUCAUGGGCUGGGUGCAUGGGUUAUAGCGAGCUCAUAAAUGGGCAUGAUAGCGGCUGCCAGAAGCGCCCUUGUAUGCUGACGUCCGACCUUAAUGUUAACAUGUAAACAUCAUAUUGUCAAGAGGACACAUCUGUUGCCUUCUUAUCCACGAGAUUUCAUUUAUUCACUCGGCUUUCGCGUCACAGGAAUUUUUCCCCCGUGUGUCGGCCAUUUUUUUAAGCGGGUGCGGUAACGUGAAGUAAAAUUACCUUACGUCGUUUACGAAGUUUGAUUGGUCAGUUAUCUCUUCUCAUCGUUCCAAAUAUGGUACUUUCCAAAAUGAAUAAUCACGAGCAUCGGAGAAAGCAAACAUAUGAGAGUAACACGUUUCAACCCCUUAUGAGUUUCUGGUAACACGUGGUACAGGUGUGAUUGAAUGAUCAUUCAAGCUUUUAAAAAUAUGUCAACUCAACUAAGUGUCAACUCUAUUCCAUUUAUUUUUACAGGUUCGCAAUAUCAGCUUGGGACAGGACGGACUGUCUCCAAACCACGGAGUGUUCGUGGAGGAGGUAGAAGUCACAGCCCCCAGGGGAUCCCCGGUGGUGUUCCCCUGUCGAUGCUGGCUUGCAGAAGAUGAAGAUGAUGGUCAAACUACACGUGUGUUGGUUCCAGGAGAAUCACUAACCUCACGAUAUGACAGUAAGAGUUUAUUCUACUUAACUGGUGUUGUGAUCUAGUUUGUUAUCAGAGAGGAAAUUUGCGCUGGCAUCGACUAUUAGAGACUUUUAGAUUAUAAGACGAGAACGAGAUUUUUCCAAUACUAAGUGGUGCGCGCGUGUGUGAACCAGCGUCAUUUUGGCGGGAAAACGCGAUAGUCAGCGUCAUUCUACUGCGAGUUUUAGCAAUGUCUUAGUGACGGGAGCAAGUUCUCAAAUGUUAGCAGUUUUAUCAUUUUGCGAUCGGGAGAGGGAAUAACCUGCGUCAAUAAAAUAUCCGUGCUAACUUUCUUCGUGAAAAAAGUACAAUGAAAAUAGUUGAAGUUAAAUCUCAUCCUCUAUUAACUCACUUCAGGGGCCCUGGCAUAACCCGGGCGCAGCGAGCAGCCCCCUUGUGCUCAUGCAGCGACGUUUUCACAGACUAGUUAAUUUUUAGAGCGAUUUUCCCGCGAAUUUUGACCAUCAAGUAAGUUUUACAAAUGACCCAGUAAAAAAAAGGACACUAGAAGAUAGUAAUUGUGAUAUUUUGAUAGCAUUCACUUCCAUUUUCUCUGGAAAAAUACCACAAAAUGAUGCUUAAAAUUAACUGAUCUGUGAAAGCGCCGUUGCUCACGUAGCCUCCGGAUCCCACUUAAACGUUCCUAGGGGUUCGUUACGCGUUUCUUGGGGAGGAUUGCGUGACGAGCCAAAAGAAUAUCUGCGUGGGAGGCUAUUGCUCACUUAGAGUCACUCAAAGAAAUAGUUUAUAUGAAUGAAAUUAUCCUCGACUGUAAGCCUUUUGAAAUGGUUACGCAUGAGACUGGACUGACUAAAUGCACCAUGGGACUGUUUUGGGGGGCUCCAGCUUCUUUUUUAGGGGUUUUGCAAGGUUUCGUACAAAUUUGGGUUCAAAUUCGUUCCCCUAGUAGUCCCAUAGUGCAAUUCGAGACAACGACAACGCAGCAAUGGCCAAAGGCUAUGAUAAGCAGUACAAUGUGUAGGUAAAGUUCGCUUAUUUGAUAACACGCUGUCAAAGUCAUCUGAAAGAGACAUUUACAGUUGCAAAAGGUUUGUGAACGCGUUGAAAAUGGUGUUUUUAUAUUAAAUUGGCAAUCAACUCAGUGGAGAAUUUUACAUGUGGACAGAUACAAUAUAUAUAACCUCUUUGUGAAUUGGUCAUUUUGCUUAGCUUGGAUCAGACUUUCUUAAUUUGUGCAUAUUACAAACGCUUCCAUACAUCAAUUGGCUGACGCAAGUAACUGAUUUCUUGGUUUAAUUUGCACCUAUGCUCUGGACACUUGCAGCAUUGCAAAAGAGACAUAUUAAUGUGUCUUCUUGUCUAAAUCGCAGUUGGUUUUCGUCUUGGAGAAGUGUUGGACCCCAAUACCAAGCUGUACAUGAUGCUGUACGGUGAUAAAGGAGAGUCAGGCAGGAUUUAUCUGUUACCAGAUGGAUCAAAGUUUGAACCUGAUAAGUUCUACAAAGUUUCUGUAAACAUCAAGGACAUUGGAAAUGUAAGUCGUGUACUUUUGAUGCAGUCCUAGCCUGUUCUAGGCCUUCAGGAGGUAGGGACGUAGCGAAGCAAAGUCAGGCGGAAUAAGACGCGAGUGUUCUAGGAAAAGAGAGCGCCUUCAUCACGUUCGCUGUCCAUACUACAAGUAUAUUAGAGCCUGGAACAGGUUAAUGCAACCCUAAUUGAAAAGACCAAACAAAGAAUACCUAAUAGUUAAUUUCCUGAAAAAUCACUCUGUGUUUUAAUGUCACGGGCCUCGAAUAAGCCCAUGUGAACUCACGCUGUUUUGGAAAUAAGAUGGCAUAUGUAAUAUUAUGACUGAUUGAAAAUGUUUCUUCGUUUCUUAUUCGCCGAAAUCCCCCGGCUUAUUGCUCAUAGCUAGCCUAUGCGUGUUUGCUGAUAUCAAUACGAUUGACGUCAAGACGUACGGCGGGGUGGCCCAGCUGUUAUGGCAGUGUAGAGCUGGAGAAAAUGGCGGAAGAUUGCAGACCUCGACACGAACUGGCGAACUACUGGCUAAACAUAGCAAAAAUAGACUGAAAUACCACUUGUCGGAUGACAACUGCUAUAUGAAGAAUACCUUCCAGAAUUUAAUACAACACCCUUCCAGAACCGCACAAUUCUUCAUAUCAUACUCAGCUUCCUCUAAUAAUUACUUUAACAGAUACAAAAGGUUCAUAUUGGACAUGAUAGCAAAGGACGCAACAAAGGCGUUUUUGUUGAAGAAAUCGAAGUGACUGCUCCUGACGCUCCCAAAGUUAUAUUCCCUUGCCGCUGCUGGCUCGCAGAAAACGAAGAUGAUGGCAAAACCUCUCGGGUCAUCGUGCCUGGAGAGUCGCUUACUCACCCUUACGACAGUGAGUGCAUGUGCAAUUUUUAAGUUUUUUUUUCCAUCUUUUUUUUUUAAAUUUUGGCUCAUCUUUUCUGAGCAUGAAAUUCUCCCAGGGAUAAGAAAUAUUUUUACUUGUUUUGGUUGUUUGCUAUUUUCCCAUUGGUUUGUGUUGUUGUUGUUUUUUAUUUGCUUGUUUUCUAAAUUUCCUCCUGUUCCUUGAAACCCGAUGUGGGUUUUUUCGUUGUUGUUUUGGCAUGCUGGCUCAGGGAGCUUUAAUUUCGACAUUUACUGGGUAUGCUAGAAAAUAACAUUCUGUGAUGUUCUCUAAACCAGUGGCUGGUCAGUCUUUCUCAGGCGUACAGAUUAGAAUGACUGUGAUGUCAAACAAAAAGUGACAGUGAAAAGAAGCAAACAUACUUUUAAGUAAUACCUUCUUAGAUGAAGCCGCAUCUGAAAUGGUCUAUAUCUCCGGGGCUCCCAAAUCUUUAACUAUCCAAGGGCGUUGUUGCUUGGGAAUUUCUUUAAAGUGGAAUCUUUUGUUGUGCUUGUUCAACAGUCGCGUUCCGUCUUGGGGAGGUACACGACCCGUGGGCUAAGUUGUACAUGAUUCUUUAUGGUAAGAAAGGCGAAUCUGGGAAAAUACACCUCGCUCCAUCUGACGGUAAAAAGUUUGAACCUGGAAGACUGUAUACUGUGUCCGCAAAUAUCAAGGACAUCGGACCGGUAGGUUGUUAGUAUUUUUCAUUCAUGUCGUUUUUUAAAUCUUUGACUCUCGAAAGUGAGAAAGGUCGAAUUCAAGAAUGAAUGGUCGAUAUGCCAUAGGAUUUGGUCCGCAGACUCGAUGGUCACUCCAUAGACUUGUUCGUCCGCCUGUCAUAAAGUUAGAACUGCGUCACAUUUCGGCAUAAUUGAACCCUUCUCAAGUGUGAAAGGUUUCAUAAACGAGCGGUUUUUUUUCUUCAGCCAAGCGUAUUGAACGGUCUCACGAAGAACUUUCACGUAGAUCCUAGGAUUCUGGAUUACUUUGGCCGGAAGAUUUUCAGUAUGCAAACAGAUUCAAAGACACUGAUUAUGCAGUAAAUUUUCCACCAUCUAUCAAUUAUUUAUCCUUUAAAACACUUAGUGUGUAGUGUCAGAGGGUAGGUGCUGUGAAGGUAGCGACAGAGGAGGGCAGCAAUCUCCUUAGCUGCAAGGAGAUCUCCAUGGCAACCGAGCCGCAGCCCAAUCAGGCCCGUCCUACCAAUACAACACCGACAAACUAGUGUGGAAUGAAUACUUACUCAAAAAGUGGGAGGGAGGUAUGGACACAAAGCAAGGAAUUGAGCGGGAACCCAUGGCGAUGCCCCUGCAAACCUACCUCGCGCUCCCCGCAUCAGAUUGCUGAGACUGCCUCAUUGACUUGGCUUUAACCUUCCCUAAAUUACUUUUAAAAGUGUCAAAAUACUUUUUUAACGAAGUGGCUUAACGCCGCGUUUUCUCCGCGUUAUAUGAAAACAAUCUAUCUAUUAUCAAAAGAAAAGACGUAACGCCUCGUUGACUGUUGAGAAUUUUGUCGCUUGUUUCAGGUGGAGAAAAUCAGCAUUGGAAAUGACAGCCGAGGACCCGGCCAUGGUGUUUUUGUAGAAGAAAUCGAGGUAGCAGCUCCGAGUGAGGAAGCUGUUGUUUUUCCUUGCCGUUGCUGGUUGGCUGAAGAUGAAGGCGAUGGCAAAUCUGCACGUGUUUUGCAGCCUGGGGAGACUGUUAGUCCUCCUUAUGACAGUGAGUAAAUCUUCUUCUUCUUCUUUUAGGCCAAAGAUCUGGUUCCGUCCCGUGGCUCUACAUUUGUCUACAUGAUACCACCUCAAAAUGUCAUGCCGGUGCGAGUCACCCCGGCGUGAGUUCACCCCGGUUGUUGUACCGGGGCGAGAAUUUCACUCCGGUAUGAAGUCUCGCAACGGUAUCAUGUGAAGGCGAAACGACCACACGUUUCGGUGUGAAAUCGGUCUGUUGGUAGACUGAAAGGGGUAGCGCAUGCGUAAUGUUUGCAAUGUGGCGGGCCACAUUGUUGAGGUGCGAGUGCUGCUCCACCCCCAACCACCCCACCCCCUUCCACUUUCUUCUACUCUAUUGAUAUUCAAAAGGGAUCCACUCAAGCCUAAACAUUUCCCCCAUAUGUGAAUUAACGAGUUGCGAUUCUCAUAAACCACUUACCUACCCUCACUUUUCGGACUGUCUAUCAAACCGCUCUCUUCUUAGACACCAAAUACGACUAAAGGUUCUUGUUUUUUUAGUUCUGUUUCGUCUAGGAGAGGUGUUGGACCCGCAGGCUAAGCUGUAUAUGAUACUGUACGGUGACAGGGGCGAAUCUGGCAAAAUAUACCUCACUCCUUCAGAUGGCACUACAUUUGAGCCUGGAAAACAGUACAGGGUGUCUGUCAACAUCAAAGACAUUGGAAAGGUACGGUUAUAGGUUUUAUGCCGAACAAGGGUCUCAAAUGUGAGAAGCUCCAAGGGGGACCACUGAAGAAGCCGUAAAAAAAGCUUUUUCUGUCGUUUCCGUAAAUAUAUCAGAAUGGACCACAAAAAGAAGGUUUCUUACUCUAAUAACCAGAGCUUAGUGCGCUUCUACGAUAAACUGGACCUUAACCGACUCUUUAUUUUCUAAUCCCCCAUGAUACAUUCUGUUCUCCCCCCUAAUUUUGCAUAAACUAUUGUUUUUAAAUGUUCCUGGGAGAACCGUAUUUUCCCAAGACCACAACUUUGUUUUCAACUUAUACAAGAUAUUGCUUUAUGCCCGUAAUUAGCUUAAGCUAGUCGCGAAAAUUGGAAAGCAAUACCUUGCUCAAAUUUCGGCGGGUGGGGUGCAAUCAGGGUGUUUUAUUGGGAUUCGAAAAUAAUCCAUUAUCUUGCGAUAGUAACCGCCGUGUUUCACAGAUAUUGCAGAAAUUGUUUCCCUUUUUUACUCUGAAGAUGACUAGCGCACUUGUUGUCGGGACAUCAGCCAUUUUAAACAAGGACUACACGUUCCGGUCGUCGAUCAUAUUCCUCUUACUUAUGACAUGACUCCUGGGUUCAAACAACAGAGUGUAAUAUUCCCUUAGUGCAAACGAGAAAGUACUCUUUUGGUUCAAACCAUUCACUGUGUUACGUUCAUAUUACUCUUUCCGCAGAUCAACAAAGUCUAUCUAGGAAAUGACAGUCAAGGGCGUGGUUGUGGAAUAUUUGUGGAAGAAAUUGAGGUACAUUGUGCAGACGAGGAUCCGGUGAUUUUUCCGUGCCGCUGCUGGCUAGCUGAAGAUGAAGGAGACGGCAAAACAGCUAGAAUUCUGGUGCCUGGUGAAACGAUUCAGCCACAAUUAGACAGUAAGCCAAACCUUUGAGAUACUUCAGUUAUCUGUAACGGUCAAGUCACGUCUAUGGUAUUAUAGGCUCAGUCGAAUAUACUGGGGAAAGAAACUCCAUCGUAAACCGCGUUUUAGCACGUUUGUUAAGUGGGCUGUGUGACAAGGUAAAACGUUUUUCGCGUCAUAUGAAUUGAAUUCCAAAAAUAAUGGUCCAGUUUUGUUAUUUAAGACCUUUUUACAUUUAGUCAUUGAAACUCACUGUUGCAUUUGAUGGCAAAGAUGGACAUGGAUUGAAACAGUGCAGAAUUUCAGCGCAUUCCACGUUAAUUCGCUGCUUGAAAGAAAACUCCAGUUUUUUGUCUUUGAAGAGAAUCCAUUCUCUGAUUUGAAGUUGCUCUUUGGACGUAAUUAUUUAUUGUGUGUAUGGAAGCUGUAUAGUAUCUAAAUGCAGUGAAAGCAGCUUGUGUUUCAAUAGUUCUUAAUUGUUAUUAUGUUCAGGCACAUUGUACAACAUGACUUUUGAAACAGAGGAUGUACCCUUCGCUGGCACCGAUGCCACUGUUUAUGUACAGCUGUUUGGAGAAAAGGGACAAACUGAAAAGAUCGAGUUUAGAAGCGAAAACAAACUAGAGGCGCCCAAGUUUAAAAGAGGAAGAAUUGACAAAUUUGCGGUGGAAACUGCGGACGUAGGACAGGUAAGUUAAUGAUGAGAUUCUUAAUUGUUAAGUGUUAACACACUUCUGUUAGCCUGCGAGCAAGCUCUCCAUUUUGGGGAGUCGCGAGAGUAGCACGCUCCUCUCUGCUUCUCCGCUGGCUCGCGCAUUCUCUCGCGGCUCGCUUCGCUUACCAUGUAAAAUGUAGAGCUUGCUCGCAGGCUAGACCUUGCAUGAAUUUUUCUUUUCAUAAGAUUUUCCCUUGCACGAAUAUUUUUCUUUCACUAAUGGUCCGUCGCUAAAGUUUUAACGUUCUCAUACGUUAGCUGAAGAAGAUCCGUGUUGGACACGAUAACACUGGCCGCAAUCCAGAAUGGUACUUGAAGAAGCUGAGUAUCGAAGUUCCCUCAAGGGAUGAAAUUUAUGUUUUUGAGUACAAUAACUGGAUAGCUGGGGAAAGAGUCGACUUGGAUCCAGGUAAACAUCUUUAAAGAUUACUCAUUACCAUCACCCUACAAUCCCUGAUCCAUCACACUAGAAACGAGAGGGAAACUGGGGCGAGUUAACUUUCGCAAAGUGUUCUGGGACAGUAACUAGGGACAGGUAAAAGAAAUGGCCAAUAGGUGAUCAGCGUGUCCCUAGUAGCGAUCCCAGAAACAAUUGCGGCACACAUUUCGGCUCCAGUUCCCUUUCUAAAGUGGCGAAUGCCUUUGUUUUUUCGUUGGGGUAGUGAAACUAUUGUAGCUUACAGUCGAGCCUUGAAUCUAACCUACUUCCUUGCAAUUUUUUUUAGAAUACGAAAAUGGGUUUUUAGCGGGCCUCACUUGGUUAUUAGUCUCGUGAAUCAGGACUCCAAUCACUUGUUUGCCUGACUGCUUACAAGUAGUUCUAACACGAUAAAGACUUUUUCGUAACAUUUGUGGUUUUUUCUUAUCUUUCUGUUGCUUAUACCCUUGACCCUUAAUGCUUUUUGGGAAAGAAAAAAACCUCCGUUAUAGUGCCUCUAUUAUUAUUGAUGUAUUUAUAUAUAUAUUUUUUUAUCAGAAAAAAAAUUGGAUGUAAGAUUUGUAGAUUUCGUAUUUUUCCUUGUUUUUGUCAGUUUAGCAGGCGGUAAGCUACGACGUAGGUGAUAAAAUGCUGAUAGUUUUAUUUUGUUUAUAUUUGUAGUCGAUGAAGCGCUUCGAACAGAAUUGUACACAAGUAAGUUUGUGUUUCAUUUCAUUUUCAGUUUUCUUGUUCAUAUUGUCAAAGUACAGCUGUAUAGUUGUAAUAGUUGGUUAACUCUGCUCCAAACAAAAACUUGUGUAAUUGCUGUUUUGCCACUUAAACGGCGGUUUGUAAGGAUGAUGUGUGCUUUCAUUUCCUCCUUAGGCGAGGCACUACUUUUUGCUUGUUACCACUUUUCGCGAGAUCGUAAACAAGCAUAAGGCGAUAGUAUAAUUAUACUGUAGUUAUUACCAAGGUGGUAAACACUGCGCGAGGAGGGUUUUUUUUUUUUUUUUAAGAAAAAGAACCGAUGAAAACCGAUCGUUGAUCACGUGUGUUACGGACCCGACUAGCCUGCGUAGCUGGCGGGAAAAGCGAAACCCUCGGCUUCGACGCUCGCUUCAUGUGUCGGCUCCGCCGCCAUAAAAUACCCCAGGCACAAGGAUCCCGCCAGCAACGAAGGCUAUUAACUGACUAACGUGCAGCCACUAAACUGAAAACAAAACAAACCGUUCGUUAUUUUGUAGUUCAUCUCAAACUGGGUGAAGUCGCAGAUCCUUACGCUCCAGUUUGGAUCCAGCUUGUUGGCGAGAAGGGAGAAAGUGGACAGAUUCAGAUCAAGCCCGGGUAUGGACCCAAGGACAAAUUCGAGAACGGUCGAAUGUACAAAGUGGUAGCCAGGGUCAACGAUAUCGGAAGGGUAGGUACUGUGGGGGAAGGGGAGGAGAGGGCAAAGGGGGUAUUUCCAAGGUUAAAUUUUUUCAAGCUUGAAAUCUGCAUUCGGAUGCGGAUCCCAAAUCGUCAUAAUCUUGGUGACACAGUGUUGCAGGAGAAUUGCCUUCUAAACCUUUAACCGUCCUUGUCUUUGAUUGCGCAUUGCAAUAUUGUUCCUUACAAAGUCCAUUCCGCGCGCUCCUGCCAGGACACACUUAAAUAACAACCCUUCCCUUCCGUUGGUGUACAGGUUGUAGAUGUUAAGGUGGGUCAGGACCUGUCUGAUGCCCCCAGCAAGGGACUCUACGUUGAGGAAGUGGUGGUCACAGCCUCGCGCGGGGACGAGGUCACAUUUCCAUGUCACUGUUGGACUGGUGAAGACGAUAAAAUCACUGUGGAACACGUACAGCAGACUGAGGAGGUGCCUCUUGGUAAGUGUGUUAAAAAGCGGCUAUGAGCAUUUUGAUAAGUAUGUUUACUUAACGCACUGACAGUUUUGUUCUAGCAACUUUACUGGGCACAGACCCAACCUCGUUUCCAAGGUUCUCUCCGACUCGUUCCCCAGUGCGAGACUGAGAGAGGCGUCUCCGUGUGACUGAACAUCCCUUCGUAAAACUAGCCUCGCUAUCCUCGCUGCAGUUUCGUCGUUUGUGCUAUACGGGUUAACGCUUGUCGAAACGUUUUCGUAAGUCGAUGCACACAAAACUCGUUUUAAAGCCCUAGUUGUAGCAGGCUGGUAAAAAUGGCUGUAUGCGCAUCUGGACGCUGACCUAUUUUGUUUGUCGUGCAGAUACAACAUACCAAGUGACUUUCAAAACUGGUGACAGACCACACGCUGGCACAACAGCUAAAGUUCAGUUUGAACUCCUGGGCGACCAAGGUAAAACAGAGCCUAUCUUACUCAGUGAAGACCGAAGUCUACGUCUUUUUGACAGAGGAAACAGUGAUAAGUUCAAAGUGGACACAAGGGAUGUUGGAAAGGUAAAAUACUAAAUACAUAGGUGAAUCUUAGUUUACAUUUUCUAGUUAUUAAAGUAACUUCUCUGAAUAUUAAAAGGGCGUAGCUGUCUUGCAGUCGGACGCCAAUACACUGAAUAGUUUCGGAAAAAUAGGUUUGGCUUUAGUAAAAGUGAUUUAAUUUACGUGAUUCCAGAUUGAGAAGCUUCAUAUCCGCCAUGAUAAUUCUGGUCGGGAUCCGGACUGGUACCUAGAGGAAGUUACUAUUGAUGUACCAGAUAAAGGAGAACAGUACAUCUUCCCCUGUCAUCGCUGGCUCGUCGGCAGUCAGCGUGACGUGGUGUUACUUCCUGGUAGGUUUUAUACAUAUUUGGUUUUUAGAUAGAAGUGUCACGUUACCAUGGUAGCAACAUUUCUGGAUGAUCGCAAUUUUCGCAACUGGCUUUCAAAAAAUCGCCAACAUUGCAAUUUUUGAGAUUUUUCGCAAACACAUGAUAAAUCGCAAUUUUUGUAGCUGCGUGCAAACCUGGACAUAAGUGAAGCUCUUGAGCGCAUAGGUUAUAACGUGAAUUUAAACUUUCAGCAAACAACUAUGCGAGCAUUUGUCGGAACUUUUAACCUUUCGAGCUUACACCCCUUUUUAAGUCAGGGCAAAAUCAUUGACGACUUAGUCAUUCUAGAAUACUGAUAUUACGUUAAGGUGUUUCGAUACAGUUUUUCAGAGGCCAUACCGAUAUUUUUCAAUCGCCUUAAAAGUAGUUUUUACCUUGUCCGAUCGCUAUAAAAUUUUCACCAGUAAUUGGCUAUGGAUUGAAAUUUGUGAAAAUGUAGUUUUAAGUAAAAUCGAUAUUACUAUGACAACAGUAAACAAAAAACUUUGAAAUUGAUAAAAGCCGAAUUUUGUGUGAUCUAGACCUGCUGCUGAAAGUCCAACACUAGGAACUUAAAGUUUGGUGUUUAGCAAACAAUCUCCGUAAGAAGUAAAAAAUUCUGUAUGUUUGAAUUCGAAUAAAACGAAAAUAUAUUUCAAACCUUAAAUUUUCAAUAGCCGUGAUAGGUUAUGUAAUAAAAACGUUAUAAAUGACUCAAAUUAUUCUUACGUAGCGUACGAAUGAUGCUUAAUAUCAUGUUUUGAUACUAGGAAAUUUUGGUGUACUUUCGUUCAUGCGAUCUUGAAAACUAACCCAUUUUCUCACCAUCUGUAUAAGUGCAACUUCAUUCAGAAUUUGGACUUUUAGCGCUUUCUUGUAUAUCUCCGAAACGACUCGAACGAAUUUUUUUCAAAUCUAUUCACAUAAUCUUCAUAAUGUAUAUAAAGAUGUCCGAAAGUCUCAUUAAGAUUGAUUCACUGCAACACCUUGAAAUUUCAAGACAAACCUGUCCUACCAACCGGUCAAAAAUCUGCGUUACAACAUUCACUGUUUUGACGUUAUGCUAAUUUUUCCAGAAUAAUGCGCACUAUACAUACCUCCAUGACUAGUACAUCUUAGUUUGAAUUUAUCGCAUCUUUUGAAUGUAAAAUAUUGGCAAUACUCACACUGAAAUGUACUAGUCAUGGAUAUAUGUAUUGUCCGCAUUAAUUUGGAAAAAUUACCAUAACGUCAAAACAGUGAAUGUUGGAGCGCAGAUUUUUGACCGGUUCGUCGGAUAGGUUUGUCUUGAAAUUUCAAGGUGUUACAGUGAAUCAAUCUUAAUGAAAGUUUCGGACAUUUUUAUAUACAUUAUGAAGAUUAUGUGAAGAGAUUUUGAAAAAAUUCGUUCGAGUCGUUUCGGAGAUAUACAAGAAAGCGCUAAAAGUCCAAAUUCUGAAUGAAGUUGCACUUAUACAGAUGGUGAGAAAACAGGUUAGAUUUCAAUAUCGCAUGAACGAAAGUACACCAAAAUUUCCUAGCAUCAAAACAUGAUAUUAAGCAUCAUUCUUACGCUACUUAAGAAUAAUUUGAGUCAUUUAUAACGUUUUUAUUACAUAACCUAUCACGGCUAUUGAAAAUUUAAGGUUUGAAAUAUAUUUUCGUUUUAUUCGAAUUCAAACAUACAGAAUUUUUUACCUCUUACGGAGAUUGUUUGCUAAACACCAAACUUUAAGUUCCUAGUGUUGGAUUUUCAGUAGCAGGUCUAGAUCACACAAAAUUCGGCUUUUAUCAAUUUCAAAGUUUUUUGUUUACUGUUGUCAUGGUAAUAUCGAUUUUACUUAAAACUACAUUUUCACAAAUUUCAAUCCAUAGCCAAUUACUGGUGAAAAUUUUAUAGCGAUCGGACAAGGAAAAAACUACUUUUAAGGCGAUUGAAAAAUAUCGGUAUGGCCUUUGAAAAACUGUAUCGAAACACCUUAAAUCGACGGGCUAGUAUUAAAUUGAAUGUCCUUGUUCAAGUUUUAGAACAGGACAAGACAAGUUUUUUUUUUUAAAUUUAUUAUUUCGAUAUUUACGUUCUUUUAUUUUUCCUUGGUGUUUUUAGCUGAAACAAAGGAUUUAUCGCAAGGUAAGGAUGACUUGUCACAUGUAUUAUUAUUAAUAUUAUUAUCAUUAUCAUCGUCGUCGUCGUCGUCGUCGUCGUCGCCGCCGUCGUAGUCAUCAUCAUCAUCACAUCACCAAUGGAAGGUUAGAACAAAGUGUUUUUUUAUGCCAUAAAAAGACAAUCGAAGAAUUUUGUUUGAUGAAGAAAGAAAGCCUUGUUUGGCGUGACGUUUUUGAGGUGUGCUUUUCAGGAAUCUUUCGCGGGUUUUACGCAUAAGUAGAUUGGUUAAACAAAAAAACCUCAAUGAACCAAUGGGAGGGUCCAUUUUGCACAAACAACCAAAUCUUUCGAGAAGGGACAUCGUCUGGUUUAGGCCGAAGGUAUGUGCUUACGUGUAGAUUAAAGAAGUGUUAGCGUGAUGGACAGUCCCGCCAAAAAAACGAAAGGCAGGGACCAUCGCCAAGUCUCCGUUCUAGGGAAGUGUCUGUUAAGGUCUCGGUAAAGGAAAACGAGGUGCCCACAGAAAAAAAUUCUAGUCGCGCGAGUAUUUUCGCUACAAAGGCAAGUUAUAUAUCAAAUUAAAGCUAAAAGACUAAAUUACCUCAUAAAAGAUUAUUUUACUUCAUCGAAUUUCAAAAAGCGCUUAAGUUUUUUGCUCUCGAACUCAGAGGAAAUUUGCAUAUGUCUCGUAUUAGAGGAAUUAUUGCAUUUCAAACUAAAAAGUCGAAUCUCGAGCGCGAUUUACGCAAAGAAACUGACAUAAAAUGAGUUACAAAGGGAAAUCAGAAAAUUCCUCACACCCUUUUUUAGGUCUUUUAUCUGUCAAUCAGAUGUAAUGAAAAGGAAGUGAAUAUUUAACAACGCGAAAGGGCUGGAGCUUCAGCAGUAAACUCGAUAUCUCAGAGUUCGAGAGCAAAAAACUUAAGCGCCUUUUGAAAUUCGAUGAAAUAAAAUCUUUUAUAAGGUAAUUUAGUCUUUUAGCUUUAAUUUGAUGUAUAACUUGCCUUUGUAGCGAAAAUACUCGCGCGACUAGAAUUUUUUUCUGUGGGCACCUCGUUUUCCUUUACCGAGACCUUAAGUUGACUAUUGACUGUUUAUUUAGCAGAAGUCGACUAUCGUAUCACAGUGAAGACAGGCGAGGAGACUAAUGCCGGCACAGACGCUAAUGUGUAUCUACAAAUGUUUGGUGAAAAUGGAAAGACGCAGAACUUCUCUCUUAGAGAGGAAGGAGACAAAAGAAGAUUCGAGAGUGGUCGAGUGGACAAGUUUCUGAUCCGAACACUAGAUGUUGGAAAGGUAAUGUUUAUAGUAGUCUCUUAUACCGUUUGCUAGCUGGUAGCCUGCACGCCUAUUCCUUCUGUUCAAUGCCACCAUAAAUGGCCUCAACAGUGAACUCACCCUGCCACUAGAGCUCGUUGUUGGCGUAUUCGAGGAAGAUAAUAGUGAGUUUACGCAACAGGACGGCAGAAAGAAGAGGACGGCAAAACGCUUGGGGGUGACAAACGUGACGGGGCUAUUUCUUGUGUGUUUUGUCGGGAAUUCACUUAACAUUGAUGUUUUUUGCCCUUCUACAAAAAGAUCUGUCUAAAGGAAUGUGAAGUUUGGCGGAAUGUUUGUUCAAACAAAAUUAUUGUCUUUCCUCUCCCAUCCUGUUGCGUUAGUUCACUAUUAUGUGCUGCGUGUUGCUGGGAUACAGUUUUGAACCCAGGCCUAAAAGCCGUGCCCUUGGUACAGCGGGCUUAGUUAUGGCACUCGAAAAAAGAUACGAUAGAGAACAAGAUAGACUUGUGCAGAAGUUCGGUCUACGGCCGCUUUCAAAGGCUUGAUCAGGCAGAGCCUUCUUUUUCCUUCUCUCUCAAGAAGACAAAAGGAGGCUUUACUCGCGGGAUGCGGUGGAUGAUCUGUAAAAGUUCGUCUUCAGUAACUUGAAUUAACCGUGCUGUUUUUAUAGGUAAAGCAAGGAUUGUAGUACACCCUGGUGUUUACUCCACUUUUUCAUAUGAUAUUUCGUGCUUUGUUGCAUUUAAAUUAACCCAGUCCUUUAACUUCCAAGAAUGCAGAAAAUUAUCAAGAAAGAAAGAACCGACGCAUUGUUUUGUUGAAUAUCAAAUAACAAAAUGAUAUCACGAGACUCUACUCUGUCCUUAAGAGGUUUCGUUUGAACCGUCACAGUUAGGAUUCGUCUAAAGACUUAAAAAGUUAGAACUACAUGCUAAAUAAAUAGUACUAUAUGAAAGUGCUGCUGAAGAGGUUUCAUUUGAAUGGUCACACCAUAGGAUUUCAUCCACAGACUCAAAAGUUAGAACUACUUACAUUUUGCCAAGUGUGUUCGUAAUUGACUAAGGAGGAACAGGGUUGACGUCUGUUCUCUCGUUCCAUAUCUAGCUCAAUUCUGUUCGUAUCAGCCGCGACAACAAGGGUGUUAAGCCCGGCUGGCUGCUCGACAGAAUCACUAUUGAUGUCGACGAAAAAGAUGAACACUAUGUCUUCUACUGCAACCGCUGGAUUGGAAGCUCGGAUAACGCGGUGGAUUUUACUCCAGGUAAACAAACUUUUUCAAUGGCGGAUCGUGAGUUAGGGUCGAAGGAGUCGGGAUCCCGUCAAUAUACCCGUCAGCGCAGACAAAAUUAUUUUAUCACUUAACACAAGAGACAAAUGUUUCUCAUCUGUGUUCUUUAUGAUUAAAACAUCACAUGUACUGCGCGUAUCCUUGGAGCAUGGGUGUAGUAAAAAGAAUUCCCCCGCGGGGAGGGGGUACUCAAGGGAAGUUUGGGUGGAGGUGUGCCACCGAGACCUUCAAACCCUGAUCCUAAUUAAGACAAAAAUUUCGAGACCAAUUAUUUUAUGAUCCUGAUUCGUUUCGUUUUGCAUACAAAUCGCCUCCCUUCUUCACCCUUCCCAUGGUUCCUUGCGCUUCGUCACCAGUCGCUCGCGUUUUCGCUCGCCUCGAUGCGAAACCAAGCGAAAAACGAAGCGCCUAAGGAGGAGGCUGCUUUUAGAGGCUUCCGGUCGACUGAUAGAGACACCUUGUUCAAGAAGCGAAAUAGUGAAUUUCUAUACCCUGCUUAAUCAUAACUAUGAUAAAAUUCUCAAAUCUGAUUGGCUAUCAGCUGUCCUGAUUUCAGCACUAAAAGGACAAUGUAACAGGACAGUACGCGUCAUGCCUAAGUAAUUGGACAGUAUGCGCCAUCACGCGCGCUCACUUAAAAGGCUUUUUCUUUUCUCACUACUAGCAAAAUUACCUGUGUUUUGAAUUAAAAAAGCUUAAAAAAUCACAAAUUUUGUUAUAGUUAUGAUUAAUUGAUAACAACUGCGCUACGCGGUCGUCCGAUUUCGUUUAUCACUCGUAUGACUCACUCACCAAUUGGACUCCACUGAGUCCUAUUACCAUUAUUAGGACUCAAGACCCUGAAAACCAUACCCUGUUUAGCGGCACAUACCCACCUAGGCCAAAUAGAGGAGUGAACCCUACCCCUCCCACCCUCGGGUAUAAACUAAUGUAACGGUGAGGAAGGGUAAAAUCAUUUGCUCUAACGGUGUGCACAAGUUGGACCCCCCUUAACUAAAAUUCCUGGAUCCGCCUCAGCUUAUAUUUCAGGCUAUGUGUAUUCUUGCAGGGUCGAGAUUUUUAAGAGUUGUUUCAUCAAACAGGGGGGAAGGGUUGGGGCAUCUAAAUUCUUUCUUGAGGAUGGCGUUUAGGAUUCUAUGAUUGAACAUAAACAGUCAACUUUGAAGGUGUUUCUUUAUAAUAUGGUAGAAAAACCAUGCAAACAAACAUGCAACUGAUAUUCUAACUAUUAGUUUCUCAUUAUAUUGUUAUAUCAAGCCGGCCGAAUGAGAUAGUACAACUAAAUUGCAUGCGGCGUGCUUACGAUGAGGGUUAAAAAGUUCCCCCCCCCCUCCUCUCCACCUCCUUGUCUUGGAAGCCUACCCCACGACGCUGGAUUUUCAUAAUAGUAUACAUAUCCGAGGUUUAUCUUUCAUCUGGUCAACCUUGGACCAGUCUAUUAAGUUUAUAAUAACGUCCUUACAAGGAGAGUUUUGACUUGACAGAAAUAACCCAAGGGCUAAAUAGUACACAUAUGCUGAAUAGUUUAUUAUAAUACAUUUAUGGUUUUGUUACAGAACAAGGCUCUCCGCGAGAUCAACAGGGAAUGUACACAGGUAAGGCUUUCAACUGUAUUCGUGAUAACUUCAUAUUUAUAUUCAUAUUCAUAUUCAUAAGACCUAACACAUGUGCUUGCACCAGGACGGAUACCUUUGAGGUAAGCACUGUGUGUCCGUAUUAGAGAGGUGUCUAUCUUAUAGACAGGCAAUUAAACGGAGUAAAGAAAGGCAUGGUACCAACUCUAGUUAUCUGUUUUAGCAAGAUGUUCGUCUUACAGAGGUGUCCGUUAAGAAAGAGUUGACCGUAAUUGUAUCACUAAAGGACAGUUUGUUUGCGUUCUCUUUACGAAAUCAAAUUAUUCAAAUUUGUCGUAAAACCUGAUGCGUCAUGCACAUUGAGGGCGAUGACCAUUAACGGUAACAAUGACAGUUUGUAGGACAGUCGUUCAUAAUUAACAAGUCCGUCAAGUUAUUCAAAUUUGUCGUAGACCCGAUGCAUCAUGCACAUUGAGGGCGAUGACCUUUAACGGUAGCAAUGACAGUUUGUAGGACUCAUCGUUCGUAAUUAUCAAGUCCGUCACCGUUCUAGUGCUCCACUUAACUACUUGUUCUGUUUGUUGUAGUGAGUUUCAAAGUUGGCGAAGUCCUGGACCCCGAUGUAAACCCGUUUUACCAGAUUAUUGGUCGACAGGGCGAAACCGACAAAAUCCGCCUGCGAGAAGGUUACUCCACGUCACAUGUGUUUACCAAGGGGAAUACAUAUAAAAUGUCUGUCAAAAGCCCAGAUAUUGGGGAGGUAUGUAUAGGGAAACACAUGAACCUUUCCGAGCUAUUUUUGAGGGAAUUAUCAUUAUCGCUGAUGAAAAGAUUCCGCAUGAAAAACUUUCCGAAGUAUGGUAUUCAUUAGUAAGAAAGCCAAACCGGGGAGAGUCAAUGCAGAAUUUAAUUAUACGUCCCGAAUUUUUUUGUCUGUAGAUAUCAUUUCCUUACGUCAGGAGCAAUGUUGUUUUUAAAGUUGAUAAGUUUUCGGAGGGUUGAAUUUUUCCAAGCCGUUGCACUGUGCUAAGUUCAGCCAAGAAAGCUGUCCAUAAGCACCACUCAAUCUCCCUAACCUCCAAAACUACUUCUUGUUAUGUCCCAGUGAAAUGAAAUAUCUUAGACCCCGUUUACUUGGGUCCGAACAAAUACUUGCACAGAUCCGUCUUUCGUUCACACUGGACCCGCGGAACCGUGCAAGGUUUUGAACGGCAUUUUGACGUGAUCAGAAGAGGUCAAUAUUUUUGACCGGUAUGGUUCCGUUUUUACGCGGACUCGUGUAAACACCUGAAGCAAGAAAGGUUUUGCACAGUUUGUGCGGUGAAAACCUGAAGCCUAGUUACGCGCCUUUGAUUAAAAUAAAAACCAUUCCAAUGCUGACACUGGCAAAAAUUUGUGCGGACUAGUGUAAUCGGUACUGUAACAGAAUUUGCACGUUUCCGUGUAAACAGGCUGCGCAGGUAAAAAUUCGUCCCUUCAAAAAUUUUUCUGGACCGAGAUAUGUCUUAACCGAGAUAUUUUCUUCACGUGUUAUAGAUCACCAAACUUCGCAUCGGCGACGAUGGAUAUGGGCGUGGUCGGACCAUGUUUGUUGAAGAGGUAACGGUGACGAACAAAGAAGGGGAUACUGUCGUGUUCCCUUGUCGUUGCUGGCUCGGCAAAGAUGACUCUAACUCGGCAAUUAUUAGAGAGCUUAUCCCCGGUAAACCAGUCCCCGAGGAACCUGAAGGUAAAUACCACAGCUGACAACUACAAUAGUCAUCAGAUGGUCUUAUAUCUAACUGGGAAAGGCAGCUCCAAAAUGGAAAGGGGAAAAGAACUGAAAAUGCUUGAAAGCGGGAUGGAGGCGGGGCUUGGGUCGGACAGGGUAAACGUCGGCCCGUUUUGUUAUAUUUUCCAAGUUUGUAUCGAUCUGGGAGAAAAUUUAUUGUAUUAACGUUUUGUGAAAGUUUUUCUCGAUUUGGGAAAAAGUAUGUUGUUAAUUCUUGGAAAAUGUUUCUGUUUUGUAACGGUGAUUUUGUCAAACAUGACUCUUGCUCGCUACUGUCCUGCGUUAAUGAAAGAGACCUCUCCAUCGGUAGCUUGUCUUUGAAGGGUAAAGCGCGUUCGUUAGCGUCUUCACUUCUGCUAAGGACUUGCACUCGGAACACCAGCAGUUAAAUCAGAUUACCACAUCAACUCUGUCUGAGCGGAUAAAACCUUAUUGUUGUAUCUUUUUGCAGACAUUUCGUAUCAUAUGACCAUCAAAACGGGUGAUAAACCGAACGCUGGAACAGACGCCAACGUGUAUUUCGCGUUAUGCGGCAACAAAGGUGAAACGCCACGAAUCGACCUACAGGACGAGAGACAGACCUUCAGGCGAUUUGAGCGCCGCAGAGCUGACAAGUUUGUGAUACAAACUGCUGAUGUUGGCAAGGUAACAAAGCUGAAACACACGCUGCUUGCAAAUUUAGGUUGGCAUUAGAUAACAUCGGGUGAAGCCAGAUUUGACACAGAUUAUGAGGUUUACACAAAGCAUUUUUCUCUUAACGGAACGAUCCUGAAUCAGAACCCCAUUAACCUUGUACAAUUGCUGGAAAAAAAACAAAAAAAAACAGAACUACAAAGCGCCAGUUAUUAAGAGAACAUUCUGGAGAGUUAAAUACUUAUCUGCAGUGAUUAGGGUUAAGCACUGAACUGAAAACGGUUAGCUUUCAAAUAUUUUAAUGCGAUUCGGCAUACCGUGGCGUUCAUGUAUGUGUAUAUCAAACAUUACUGGAUUUGGCAGCUAGUCCUUGUUGGUGUAGUGGAUAUGAAUGUAGGUUAUGAAGCAAAUGACUCGGGCUCGAAGCAUCCCAGUUCUGUUUAUCUAUCUUAUUUUAUAUUACACAGUAAAGUUGGACUUAAAUUGUUCUUCAGGUAAUUUAACUGAAAGAAACAAUCUGGCUUCAGCCGAUGUUACCCUAUGCUAACCACUGAAUUAACACAAACUUUGAAAGACUCUCGUACAGUGUUGACGGAACAACACCACAGAAUCGAGAUGAGAAGUCGUUACGGCGCUACGUGGCCAUGGUAGCAAAAUUUUUGGAUCACAACAAACCGUAAUCCUGCAAAAAUGGCAGGAAAAAAACGAAAAAAUGGGCAUGCAUGACUUUACUGUACAUGAUUGCACUCAGGAACAAAUAAUAUCCCUUACUUUUCUUCCAUCGUUCGACAAUGCAAAUGGCCAUCUCUGUCAAGAAUGAUUUUUUGAGAUCCAGAAAUUUUGCUAUCUUGGUAGUGUGACGUCACAUUUCUCUCCUUUGUUGUAACUCUUUUUGAACGGUCACACUAAAAAACUUAGAUCAAUUUAGGUUUCUGGGAAACUGCCCACCUACCCCUCCCCUAAGCCAUCAUUUUGCCCGAAGUGAGAAGUAAGUGUUAAUGUUAGCUUAGGGCAGGGGUAGGUGGGCAGUUUCCGAAAAACCUAAAUUGAUCCAAGAACUUUAUGGACAAACGUUUAUGGUUGAAUCACUUUCCUGUUCGCAAACAGGAAAGUGGUAUCCUGGGUACCAGAGUUUUUUUUUCGCGUGUGACCAGGAGCUUCGCCGGCCGAAGGCCGAAGAUAAGAGAGGCGGGUCACUUAGUUUUAGACUUCAGUUUACCGAUACCGGAAACCACGCAUGAAAAGCCUCUGGCACCCAGGGUACGAAAGUGGUAGCUUACAGAAUUUCUAUAACUUUUAUCGUACUGGCAGUUUUGUCUAAGUAGCAUUACACAGGAGCAUUUUUAUCUCUUUGAACUUUAUGUCUUUUUGCUGUAGUCGGCCAUAUUCGUUUUCACGACAAAGAACUGGGACUUGUAAUCGAGGGUGAUGCAGAGUAAAAUCGUUAAAAUGUUUUUUUACCACGAAUAUUGAUGAUUGAUAAAAUUCCUAUGGCUUAAAUUUUCAGCUUGAGAAGCUUGUGAUAGGACAUGAUAACAGGGGACAAGAUCCUGCGUGGUUCCUAGAUGAAGUAGAUAUCGACAUUCCCGUGCGGGAUGAACAUUACAAAUUCAGAUGCGGUGGAUGGCUCGGAGGCGCAGAUCCUGGUCAGCGGAAGGAGACGGUCUUGUUUCCAGGUAAUGAUACAAAAAUAAUUUGAUGUUGUUUCAAUAUUGGUAGACACUAUCAAAAUCGAGCGUUGCGUGGAGACACCAACAACGGCCUCGCAGGGCAAGAGAAUGGUUGUCCGAAUCUUGAAUAUAGAACUGAAUUACUUAACGGUAGAUUUUUGCCUCCGAUCUUCCCAUAUGUGUUCUAUGUUGGCAACAGAGAGUGGUUACAUUUUUUAGGCACCAUAGUGCACAUUUGCAUGUUUCGUAAAGGCAGUCGUGUUAGUGGGCAAGAACAAGAACUUUUCUCUCCGGUGCUUUUCAUCCAAAUCCUGCGGAAAAAAAUUGUACUCUACUGACUACCAACAAGGCCGCCUUUUCACGUGUUUGCAAACAAAGAAUUGAGCGGAACCCCGUUGUAACGAAGUCCAGGGGCUCGGAAAAUAUGCUUGUUGUAGCCAAAGAAUGUUACAUCGUAGACUGCAAAAUAGUUGGAUUUAAAAAUUCUCGCUCUUUGUAAGGGGCGUGGCGCUAAGAGCUUUUGAAAAAUUCUCACGCUAAGCAUACGAUUGACACACGUGUAGUCUCACCCUACGUGUAACCCUCGCUCCACUCCCUUUGUGUGAUAAGUGAUCGCAUUCUCCACUUCAGAAACUCUAGGGAGAAUGGGUUCAAGCUUUGGGUACGAUGGGUUCGAUGGUAUCUAAGGCAACCAUUAAACAAUUAUAAGUAACGCUUGACCACACAAACUAUCCCAGAAAUCGUUGCGCCGAAAGCUUGUACCCUUUCCCCCUUACAGUUUCCAGAAUGGGAAAUUCUCGACCAUUGCAAAAUAAUGCUGUUUUGCAGCCUGGUUAUGGGGGCCCUCUUCGAUACCUUUUACCAUGCCUAGUGUGUCAGUUUACAUUGUAUUUUAUUAUUAUUAUUCUCAGUGGAUGAUAUUGAAGGCCCCGUCAAACCCGUCAUCGAGGAGCCGCAACGUAAGUCACGUAGUGUGAAUUUAUUAGAUACUCACUUUAGAAAAAUAAAACAAAAAUACCCUCAGAACUGAGGAAGGUUAACAAGCCAAAAUCUCUGGCUUUUCGGGCGUACACUUUGCAUCUAAUUCUACGCGCCCGUGAUACUGGUUUUGGUUUAGUUCCAAACCUCGUGACUAAAAGUCGAAUAUCCUUUUUGUUGCGGUUCAGAAAAGUUUAUUUUAACAAUUAACUCAGAAAAUCAUUUGUUGACCUCUGAGAAGCAGAUGAGACGUCCGUUGAGAAAAUGAAGUUUCUUCUAAUUGGCUGGAGGAAUUGAUGACCUAGGUCGUGAAAUGGCUAAUUUUAGAUCAGGCUUAUACAGUUUAGCUUCGUUCUGCGUGCUAAAUAAAAUUUCGUUGGGCAAUGCCAAAGGCGACCAUCUUUGAGAUUGUAUAAAAAGCUGAUAAAUUGGUCCUGACUUUAAGUUAUGAAAUGACAUUCCUUAUACAAUCUGUUUGUUGUGUUUCACAUGAGGUAAAAUCAAGAUAUUAUGAUCUCUUGGAAAAACAUGAGGCAGUUUUUCUUACCAGGCUAUUUUUUUGUUCUCAAUUACAGAAACUGGAGCAGCACCAGGUAAGGUCAACUGAGAAGUCAUCCCGUUGAGUUAUAAUGUUGUUUUAUUACACUGAAGUAGCCUGUGUAGCUGGCGGGAUUGUUGUGCCCAGGGUACUUUCUUGGCGGCGAAACCGUCACGCGAAGCGGGAGGCGAACCCAAUCUUCAAGCGGCUCCGACCUAGACUGUUCACAGUCCCCUAUUUUUCCUUGAGAUCGUCGAGAUCGAGCGCUUUGCGUUACGGGCGACCAUCUUGGAUGCAAUGAGUGUCAAAUCUACUGAAGGGGCGGGGCGCGGUUUGGGAGGAGCCCUCCCUCCCUCCAAAGCUAUAAGGGAGCUUUAGCAUUAACGACGGCAACGCCAGCGAAAACGUCAGUUUUAAAAUUAAUUCCCGUUUUUUCAAUCUUUGUCGCGUUUAUUCCAAUUUGCUGAAAAUGGCAAGUGUAGGCGAAUUUCCCGGGAGUUGAUUUCUUGAAGACCGCACUCAAGAUUCGUCGUCGCUUGUUUACGUCCUCCAUAAAACUUGCAAUUAGGCAUUUUCACGUCGUAGUCGUGCAUGGACGGUAAAGAAAUGUACAAAAAAGCGUGAUGUACGUGCAAAGUUGUUGUUUUGCGUAAUAAACCUAUUGCUUUUUUGACAUCCUGGUUGCCGUCGCCGUCGUCGUUACUAAGGCUCCCUAUAGUCCCCGACGCCCUUCCCCUCGGUACGUUAGAAACAAAGAUGGCCGCCACUACCGGUAAGCGCUCGAUCCUGUCGAUCUUACGAAAAAAUAGGGGACUGUGAACAGUCUAGCUCCGCCGUUACCAAAAAAAUACAGCACUCAGCCGCUAAUCCCGACAGCUUCACAGGUAAGAAUGAUCCUUGCAGUUGAAUAAGCAACCUAAGCAGUUGAAAAAGAACCUUGAAAAAAUUCAGGCUUGACCGGAACUCGAACCCUGACCUUUGCGAUGACUGGACACAAUACUCUAUCCAUUUUUGAGCUAAUCAAGCCAACUGAAGCCGGAGCAGGCCAUUGUGAGUUGGUAAUAUACCCGAUGGUGGAAAUGACUUGAAAUGAAAUAUAUGAAAUUUAUUUCAGUUUAAAAUAUGAUUUAUUUCAUAUAUUUCACUUCACUGAAGAAAUUGUUGGAAAUGUCUUCCACCAUUUGUGGGCGAUUUUUUUUAAUGGUAAUAUCCGGGCUUUAUAGAAACAGUGUUCAUCAGUCCUACCCUAUUUUUUACCAGACUCGGAGUAUGACGUAGAAUUCAAGACAGCCGCUGAAGAAAACGCGGGUACAGACGCUAACGUGUAUUUCCAAAUGAUCGGGGAGGAUGGAGAAAGCCAAGAAAUCGAACUCAAAAAUAAAGAAGGCGGCUAUUUUAAUCGAGGACAGCUGGACAGGUUCAGGAUUCGAGCGAGGGAUGUUGGCAGGGUGAGUUGGGGUAACAAGAAAUUGAGCUACAAUAGUAGUGCUACAUCCUUACGAUAGAAAGUGGCACUAUAUAUCGUGAAUCACGCUUUGUCUAGGAUCGAGACACCAAGAAACCUUGGAGCUUGCACAUCCACGUUGGGGAAAUGCUUAGUCUGUUUAUUUUUGUUUGUUUGUUUUUCGCUGUUAUUGUUGUUUGUUUGCUCUUUGUGCCUUUACGAUUAAGAGGAAACACAAGAAAGGAUGUACGAAAUGCUACCCGAGGUGCCAGAGGCUUUUCAUGCGCGAUUUCCGACACGUCUUCGGCCCGGCCGAAGACGUGUCGGAAGAUCCUCGUCGCACGCGAGAAAAAAACCUCUGGUACCCAGGGUAAUGAAAUGCCGGCUUUGGCCAGUUUGAAUGGUACUAUAUUUUUGUUUUGCACAAAUGAUCUACAUGUAAUUCAUUCUCUUCUAGCCCACCCUCACACGGUAGCUUCCACGUAUGGCAUUGAUAUGUCCCCACUUACCUGUUUUCGCAUCCUAAUAACCUUUUUUUAAUCAAAUUUCGAACAAUGACAUCAAACAGCAGGGUCAUGAUACUUACGGUAUUGUGUAACUUUCGUAUCUUUGACAUCUCCAAUUGUACUGUUUGACGCGAAGACGUCUCGCAAAAUUGCCUGAAGCUCUCAGCUAGCACAAGAAAAAGUGGAACGCCGUACCUUUCUCUUCCUUGAUUCUUUACCUUCUUUUUCAGUUGAAAAUGCUUCGUGUCGGCCACGACAAUUCUGGUUCCAGUUCUCGAUGGCUGUUGGAGGAAGUCGUGAUAUUUUCGCUGGUUCGUGGCGAGCGUUACGUGUUCAAGUGUGGUAACUGGAUAGGCGGACGACACAAUGAUAUUGAACUGCCACUCGGUAAGUUGUUUGACCUCUGAUUGGAAGUAUUUUAGCUUUUAUUUGCACUUAGACAUUUGCGGUAUUCCUGCGUUAACACUAAAUAGACACGCGUUCAAUUAAUCCUGAGUGUGACGCAGUUAAUGAAGGAGUGAAGAGCCGCGAAGAGCAAGCGGAUGAUAGGCAACCUGAACGAAAUAGGAUUUGUGGAAUUGGUACUAUUCACUCUGUCGUUUUCCUUUCACCGCAACCCUGUCGUCGCCUCCACCCCACAUCCCCCCAACCCCCCCCCCCCCCCCUCUUCUUUUCCCUUUUUCUCCCAAAAUAGGAAAAAAAAAGAAAAAAAGCGGCGUGCCCCCCGAAACAAAAAAAAAAACAACUUCCAAAAAAAAACCCCCCACAAAAAGCCCCCACGGUGGGAGGGAAAAAAUAUAUAAAACCGGGGGCUUUUUUUGUGGUAAAAAAGAAAAAAGGGAAGUUUUUUAUCACAUUCAAAAUACAGGGUUUGUGACAUUUGUUUCAUUACCACUUUCCUUUUUCCUUGCACCAACACUCGUGCCCGCCACCCCCCCCACACCCCACUACCCCCCCCCCCCCUCCUUCUGCUUACCGUAUUUACUCGAAUAAUGGAAGAAAAAGUUAAUAAGCGCUGCGGCCCCGAUGCAAUCAAAGGCAACGAACUUUCACAUAAAAGCCGCCCUCUAAUGAGCACUGCAGUUGGUGUGUAAAAAUUUAUAAGCGCUGCGGCUUUUAUUCGAGUAAAUACGAUAAUCGUGCAUGUUUUAAUCCACUUAGAAAAUAGAAAACAGUUUUCAAAUGAUAGGACUUGUUAAUCCAGUUCAGGCAUGUAGUGAACUGCCGACGCAAAGACUUGUAGAUUUUGACUGUAUUUUACUACUUUCUUGUUUUAGAUUCUUGGAACUAUGGUCAGCUGGGUUAGUAAACACUUUUUCAGUUAUUUAUUUUUAUUGAUUAUAUAUUUUUCCCUUUGUAUUUUCUUUGUUUCCUUUUUAUACUAAUUACUAAAAAGAUUUUAUUUUUCAUCCCUCUAGUUGGACAGGAGCCGGAUAUUCCUGAUUUAAUUGAUUACAUGCAGUCGGGAGAUGAGACAAGAAUUAUCAACGCAGCCGGCUAUCUACAGCACUUGUGUUACAGUAAAGAAAAUGUCAAGGAUAAAGUCAGGUACCUAGGUGGUUUAUUUGUACAUUAUUAUAUACUUCCCAUGCUGGGAAAAGCGGAAGAAAAGAAAGAAGGUACUAGUGUAAAGAAUAAAGGUACAAAAGAGUUGGUUGGUUCAAAUUCGCUUGAUGUUUGUAGGUCCAGCCACCUAUCAUCACUCCAAGCCUAGAGGCGCCCACCUCUUAGGGUGGGUCUCCACUGUCGCGUAAUUUUUACGUCCGUAAAUAAAAUAGAGACGAUCUUUGAAGGGCCGCGCGAAAGCGUAAAAUUUGAGCGGGAUUCAACUUUUUCGUUUUUACGCGCGACUUUCUAUUCAUUAGAGAGAUUUAGAGUCACGUUCAUGGCAAAUGGCAACCGUCAGAUUCAAGCACUUGAGAAUUCCUCAAAAUAGAUUUAAAAAAAAAAAACAGUCCAAGGCAUUGGUUAUGGCCAAAACUAACGUGAAGCAACUAAUUGUGGGGUAGAAGUAAUGAACAGUAUAAAAAAAGGAAAAGGAAAACGUUAUCACGUGGUAUAAUUUCAGACUCGUCCCCAGUCGUCUCUCACAACUUCGCUCUAGUGGCGCGCGUACCUCACCGGCGUUCAAGCAGCACUGCCGCGCCUCCGUUGCUAACACGCUCUUUCUUUGAUUUCAUUAUUAUUCAACAGAGAGCUUGGUGGCAUCCCGGUGAUUGUAAGGCUUUUGAGGCAUUCACAGUGGCGUAUAAGAUAUGCAGCUCUCUGCCUGCUGAGAAAUCUCUCCUUCAGUGUUAAACACGACGCUAACCGGGUAAGAAGCUUCGAAUAAACGCUUAUUCCCCAGAGUAUUUGUUUGAAAAUAUCCAUAAUUUUUUCAUUUUUUUUUUUUAAUAUAUUUUUUUCCUUGUUAUUUAUUCAUUAAUUCAUUUAUGUUACAAAGUGUAAUCCUAUGUCAGCACCAUUAUCAGAACAUCGGCAUUUUGAGGAAAGUAUAACUGAACUUUAGUAGCAAAUCUGACGUAGCAACGUGUCUCGCAGAAACUUUGUUUGUUUCACGUCACAAUAUUUCCUGCUAUUCACAAACAAGUAGCGAAACCCUUUAAGGUUUACAAGCACCGUCUCUGUGACUAGCUCCUAACUUUUCAAGGGUAAAGAAAUUGACACCAUUUAAAUGUGUUUCUGUCAUUUUGUCAUGAGAACCGAAAUGUUUGGAUUUCAUUGUUUGAAAAUUGUGAUUUAAUUCUUUUCAACUUACUAUCUAGACCAUUAGAAAAAUUCUGUUUUCCACUGAUAAUUGUUGAUGUUUCAUUUUAUGAAUUUUAUGAAUUAAUUAAUUAAUUUAUUUAUUUAUACUGUAGCUGGCUAUUGCUGACUGUGGUGGCAUAGAACUGUUGAUUGAAAUUUUACAACAAACAGAGAAGACUGAGGUACGGCGGAGUAAUUUCGGCUGUUUUCAUUUUGCGGACCGGUUAAGCAAUUCGUCUCCCUAAUUUCUAUGUAUGCUUUUCACUUUCAGUACCGAGAAGCUAUUUUAGGUGUACUGUGCAAUUUAUCCGCGGUUGAGGUAAGAAACGUUUUUCACAGAGAUUUAUUUCGUACUUUGUUUUAAACCACGCCUUUUGAAGGGGAUUCUAAGGGAUUGAAACACGUCUCUGUUCUGCAAAACGUUCCUACUUUACAAACGGUUUAUUUACGUCUCUUUUUCCCUUUUUUGUCUAGUCUCUUCGUCUUCGUAUCCUCCUCGCCUGCCUACACAUUAUCGUCAUCAUAAUCAUCAUCCCUUACUCCGAGUGGACAGCGGCAGCGGCUCGAGGACAGCUACCAAACAGAACUCAACCCUGGCCAGCAGUACUCGUCCAUGCUACUAGACUCGUGCGCAAUUUGUCUUCAGCUGGUACCAGGGCACGGCAGGAGCUCAGGGACGAGAAGGACUUGGUCGACUGUCUUGUAUGGAUUAUUAGGAUUGGCGUUAAGAGUCAACAUUUUGAUGAAAAAGUAAGUGUUUUUUUUUUCUUUUUCAGAAGUUACACAAGACUAAGUUGCGUUCCACAGUACUUGAAAGAACUGUCUCGGAAUUUAGCGAAAUUCUUCCACUAGCAACUGGACACCAAACUGAGUAAAAUAAAAAACAACUGCUCAAAACAAUGAAGGGACAUGUAAAUUACACAGCAAAUUCAAAAGAAAAGACGGACUUAACUGAAUGAGAUUAAACGGAUUACAAUUAAGUUUUUUGAAAAAUGUUCAGCCUGUCAGUUUUCAAAGUAUAUAACUCUGUAUGUGUUCUUUGUAACGUAGAACAAUACCGCUGAAAAGUGGACAUGUUUGUUUGCGUAAGCUGUGAUUUCGUCAUUUGAAGAAAUUUCUACACUUAGGUUAAAUUUUUAGCAAGAAAAAUUAUUGGUAAAAGUAAACAAAUGGACUUAACUACCUUGAUAAGUCGCUUUAAACUUCGUCGUCCAGUGCUUCCUAGGGUAAACGGGUGAAGUUAGCGGGAAUGAGUGCAAGUCGCUUCAAAAGUCCCCUGCAAGGUAUUAUCAGUUAAUGAUUCGUAUAGUGUGGAAUUGUGAAAAAAAAAAUCACUGGGCUGAACAAAGAAUGUACAUUUAUGCUAGAAAUUCCUCGCAGUCAUUAACUAAAAAAUUUCAUUUUGUUUGCUGGUUAAAUAAAAUGUAUUUUUCUCUUCGUUUCCAUAAAAAAAACGAAAACUAUGGCAAAUUCUCACUCAAUCUUUCAAUCCGCAGUGUCUAGAACAUUCUGUUUGCACCCUGAGAAACUUGUCCUACCGGCUUGAAAGCGAGAUUGACAGGGAUCGUUAUGAUGAUGCUGACGUCAACGUGGACCCCGCUGCUGUAAGGGAGCAGCAGAAACAGGGCUGCUUCGCGGGGUGCGGGGGAAGAAAGAAGAAAAAGGUCCCUACUGAUAACAGACCCAUGGACCGUCCUAAGGGCCCACCUCAAGGAGUGGAGCUUAUAUGGCAACCACAAACAGUACAGCAGUAUUUUGUGUUGUUACGAAAAGCGAAGAAUAUCGAGACACUUGAGGGGUCAGCGGGCGCACUGCACAACCUAACGGCCUGUUCAUGGAAGGUGAGAUCACUGAUGUCUCGCUUGCUGAUAUUGCAUUCAGGAAUCUCAGAAUUGGCUCUGCAUGUUGCCUAGACUUCCCCCCAGUUCCAUUUCAUUCAGGUCUACAUAUGAGAAAGACAGUAAUAGUUCAGCGGCUCCGGCUGUUCAAACGAUGGAUAGCCGGCACCAUCUCGUGGCAAAAACAAUAUUUUACUCACUCGCUGCGCUCGUUCGUAAAAUAUUGUUUUGCCACUCGAAAACUGGAUAAGUAUUAGGGAAACUGAUUGCGUUAUCCACUGGAUAGAGAUUUAUCCGGUGGAUAACGUUAUCCAUGUUUUGAACAAUGAACUGGGGCCAGGUUAAAAUUAGUCCUUGUAGAAUGUGACUCAGGGUGCAUUUCAAACCGUUGCGUUUGUGGACGAAUUUGAGAUGUUGGUGCAUGAUUCUUCCCUAACUUUGAUCGAGUAAGAGGAUGAAUAGCUUCAAACUACUAAACCAUGCAAAAAAGUAAAUAAAAAGGGCUUGUUCCAUGAACCUGGUUCAAUGGCUUUAAAACUCUACGAGUCUCCUGUGGCUGGAUGAUAGAGCAACUAGACUAGUAACCAGAAUGUCGUAGGUUCGACUCCUGUUGGGUAAACUCAAUUUUGUUUCCCAGUGCGCUUGCGUCACUGUUUCAGCAAACAUAAUACAUGAAUUGUGCAUGUUUUCAGGCAUGUUUCCGUGAUUUUGAUAUGAUAAUAAGUUAGCCUGCGAAAACAUCCGUUUCUCCUCGCUCCUUGCCGCUUGGGACGUUUCUCGAGGAGGAACGUCUGCGACUCAGUGACAGAAAUUUCAUACUGAUAACGUAAAUCAGUGUUUACAUAAUAAAUCCGGUAGUCAUGGGGUUCCAAAUGUAAAUUUGAUGAAUUUUACGUUUCUCCUGGUCGAUUUUGGUGAAGUGUUGAGUUCAUCUACGAACGUCAAAUGCUUCUUCUAGAGAAGAAUAUAUUCCACAAAUAUUGUUUGUUUUGUUAUAGAUUCAUCGUUUACGUUUGACCUUUGUUGCCUUUUGUCUUUUAUCUGUCUUUCGUAAACAAUAGCUAAGACAAUGUAACUACUCCGUCGUCUAAUCAGCGUUUAUGAUCGGAUUCCGGACAGAUUUUACGUCAUCAGUAUGGAAUUUCUGUCGGUGAGUCGCAGACGUUCCUCCUCGAGAAACGUCCCCAUCGGCGAGGAGAGGGGAGAAACGUCUGUUUUCGCAGGCUAAUGAUAGGUUCACUGUUUAAUAUUUCUUAGUGGGCGAUCAAGAUCCGCGGAGACACGAGAAAAGCUCAAGUUAUUCCACAGCUGGUCGAGCUGCUGCGAAUUGAUUAUGAUCCAACAAUUCGUGCCGCCGCCAUUGCUCUUCGGAACUUAUGCGUGGACCCAGAAAAUAAAAAAGCUGUUGGUAAGAAGGAACUUAUGAUUGCAGGUUAUCUCAACUUUAAAAGCAACUAGUGUAUGAAAAUGGUGUGAACAAUUUUUGUAUAGAAAUCUCUGCACGUGUCCUUCCAUUACUCUUUGCGUUUUCGUAAUGGUCUUUUAAUAUUAUUUCUUGUUUUACAAAAUAUAUGAAAUACGCGAGUACGCGAGGUCAUGAUUAUGUUACCUUGCUCGUGCUAAUUCCUUCCCUGGUUGAGCUGCUGCGAAUUGAUUAUGAUCCAACAAUUCGUGCCGCCGCCAUUGCGCUUCGGAACUUAUGCGUGGACCCAGAAAAUAAAAAAUCUGUUGGUAAGAAGGAACUUAUGAUUGCCGGUUAUCUCAACUUUAAAAGCAACUAGUGUAUGAAAAUGGUGUGAACAAUUUUUGUAUAUAAAUCUCUGCACGUGUCCUUCCAUUACUCUUUUCGUUUUUCUUAUAUGCUUUUUAAAUUUAUUUUUUUUUUUAAAAAAAAAUAGAAAACCCCGAGUCCCGAGGUUUUGUAUUUUUUUCCUUUCCCCUGCUCAAUCCUUCCCCCCCCCCCCCCCCACCCCCGAAACAUACAUACAACAACCAUGUAUGUCUUUUUUAGCAUAGUAAAAAUUUACUCUCUUUUUUUGCCUUGACAUUUCCUUACAAAGUCGAUUCCGAGCGAGGUGUUAAAUAAUAACUGAUUUGUUUGUUUGUUUUUGCGUAGUUUUUCUGCGGUGAAGAAAACCAGUGCAAUACAUAAAACUGUACAUUUUUCAUUUCUCAUUAGGCGAGAAAGCUGUAGUCCAUCUUGUACAAAGACUCCCCACCGGGGAUGAGGAGAAGCCGAGACUUGUCCAGGACCCAACGGUAGCCUCGCUUCUGUGCGCCAUCUUUCAGCUGACCAAUAAGAACGACAAGAACGCCAAGUUAGUAUUAUAUAUAUUGUGUUUCUUUUGUUUGUGGGUUUUGUUUUGUUUGUGGGUAUGGUAAUAUAUGAUAACGAGUUUGAUACAGAAGAAAAUUAAAAUUAAACCAAGGAUAAAAUUGAACUACAACAUAUGCAUACUCUUUCGUAUAAGACCUAUUUUUAUUGAGGUCUAUCAUUGAUAGGAGUUUAGUUACAAAUUGUACCGUGAGAACGAAUGAGUCGCGAGAGAUACGCCGUUGAAGUAGCGAAAAGUCUAAGAUACUGGUUUAUACUUUUUAAUGCACUCAUUACGUGAUUUUGUCUUCCUGAUUUAUUCUCUCUCUCUUCUCUUCUGUUAAUAACGAUAAACCAACUUUUUAAAGUUCCAAUUUGAUCUGGAAGGCAGGAAAUCUUUUACAAUGAGUUGCCAUGGGUAAACGAAUUUCUUUUCGUUUCUUUUUUGUUAGGUAUCUCCGUAAAACCCCAGGAAUUCACAAGAUGGUGAGAAUAGCAACGGAUCAGUCUAAAACUUUCUCACCCAGGGUCAUAAAAAUAGCUUGUCAGGUAAGUCGUAGGCUUUACUUUAUCGGCAGACUAUCGUAUGUGAAUGUAUGUCUAUGAAGUAUUGUAUACAUUUUUUUAUACUUAGCCAAGUUUGUACUCUGGGUACUAGAGGUUUUUCUCGCGUGCGGCUGGAUGCUUCGGUGUCGGCCAGAGGCCGACAGAUUUUCGGGCAGAGGCCGAAGUCACGAAUGGCGGGCUUUGACAGCAACCGGAAACCGCGCAUGAAAAGUCUCUGGUACCGAGGGUACCAAGUUUGAUAUUGUUGUUACAUGUAUAUUGUUUAGCUCUCUUGGUCAUCAUGUCUUUUCUCAGCGAUAAACGCUUCAUUUUGUCCCAGGUUCUCGCCAAUCUUUGGAGCCAUAGCCAGUUACAGCAACAAAUGAAGAACGAAGGAUGGCAAUUCGACAGUACUCGGAACGCUGAACUAGCUCGAGCGCCCAUGGAUUUCGAAGCCACGUCUCUUCCUCGCACUCCCGACGAACGAAGCCUGAGAGAUCCGAGCAGAAGACGAUAUGAUAACGACUACGUGGAUGGUGAGCCAUCGGGAGCCACCGACGUCUCUUCGGAGUCCGAUCGACAUCGCAGUUGGGCGGAGAGUAUAAACCAUGCACCCCCUCCCUACCCAUCUGAUGAUAGUUAUUCCAGGGGUAGCCGAUCAAGAGAAGAAUUUCCCAUGGAUGAAGUGUUAAGCUCAUCGCGCGCGUCAGCCGCGAACUCGGAACGAGACGAGAAUGACAACGCAAAUGACAGGACCCUUAGGUUGAAGGACAGUGGGGGUGGGAGUGGGGGUGGAAAGAAUGAUGACGUAUGGGUCUGAGACUCGGCAGGGAGGGGUCGAAGAACUGAAGUACCCUCAUAGUUACUAGAAUCCGGAGACUCUUUUUUUCCCCUCAAAGCGGACAUGAUUUUUUGGGUAGGACAAACAGUUUGAUCUUGUGCAGGCUGAUAACACCCGAUCAGUUUUACCAUCUUGGCGAGUUCUAAAUGUUAGUGUUUCCAGCUCGCUUUUAAAGAUGUGUACAUCACGUGUCGGAGUUCCAAUAUGUAUUUUUCCUCUGUACCGCAACAUGAUCAAUUACAGAUCGCAACUUUCAGACUUUUAUUCUUACUGGUAAGAACAUUUAUAACGACUACUCGUUGGUCCAAUUUGCGUCGCCAUACUGACGAAAUAACUUUUUGUACUUGUCUCCCGCGACCUUUUGUGAAUGUAGAAUCAGAGACUUAGUGGCGUAAUAGGAAAUAGGUUUUGAUAAGUUUCGUAGAAUAAUUUGUACAAUUUUAUUAUCGUGGGGAAUUCCUCUGUAAGGAAAGAAAACGAAUCACCAUUCGUUUGUUUAACGAUGUAACACAGUUGGUAAAUAAUGUACGUACUUCAUAUUUAUCAAACGAGGGUAACGAGAAAAAGUCACGCUACAACUGAAUCGACGAAUUUUAAUAAAUUUGAGGUAACGUGCUGAAACAAGCGUGUAUGCAGUGAAAAGAAUUCCUUCACUUGGAGGAAGAAUUUUUCCCUUAGCGAGCAUUGUCGAUUUUGUCUUCAAAACUUACGGUAGAUAUGAUAAUUUAUAUUUAUGUAAUUUUCGAAACCACGCCUCUUUGAACAUUUUCAGUGCAACAUAAUAAAUAAUAAAUUCAAGGCUUUGUGAUUAGCUUAAAGUGCCGUUUUCUCUCGAACUGCUUGCCUUUAUGGUUCACUUGCAACUUCAUUUGAAGCAUUGCCUGAGCUAAAGCAAUAUUUAUUCAGUUUACGUUGUUUGGUUUGGUUUGCGUUGUUUGGUAAAAAUGGCACUUUGUUUAGACGAUAGGAAACGACAUGUAAAACAGGUAAUAGUAUAGUAUAUUUUGUAUUGCGUGUCAAAAUUCCAAUAGUUAGUAAACAUGUACAUGGAAUUUGUGCGAAUUUAGGCUCGG